Porites lobata is the source of this 50046-nucleotide messenger RNA. The record is from the annotation of a GenBank genome assembly. Lineage: Eukaryota; Metazoa; Cnidaria; Anthozoa; Scleractinia; Poritidae.
UGUUCAGCUGUCAAUUGCAGAGUUUCCAGCUGGUCUUCUUGGGGUUCUUGCAGUCGAACAUGCGGCAGUGGUGUAAAGACUCGUACGCGAACAAAAACAACAUAUGAGUCUUGCGGUGGAAGUUGUUAUUAUUACCACUUCAAAGAAAGAACAACAUGCAACUCUAACUGUUGUCCGGUGAGUUGUUUAUACUCUUGGGGCUCUUGGAGCUCGUGUUCGGGAUGUGGAAUGUCGAGCCAUUCGCGCUCACCAACUAUACACAGAUACAGUCGGUGCAAUGGAAACUCUUGUCCCUCCAAGCAGACCAGGUCUUGUAAUACUAAUAAGUAAGUGUGCAUUGCUUUAUUAGAUAAGCGUCUAUUGUAGUUGCGAUCUAGUGUUGUCAGUAUUUUUAAAUUGCGUUAUAUGAAGAAGAGGACAACCCUGUUAUGGUGGCUUUUUGUGACAGCGUUGGAGCCAGAAAAAUUCAAGAUUUCGUGCUUGGACAGGUUUUUGGUCACUACUAUUGUACUGACGUUGCAGGGCUCGCUCAACUUUCUCGCGCACAUACUCGAUUUUAUGUGGUUACAUUUUUGUUGAGUAUUACCGUAUUAUUUUUGUUUUGUUUUUUUUAUGAAUUCUUUAACGUAUCAUCGGCUUUAAAAGAAUACUGCUUUUUUCACGCAAAAUAAAACGGUCACAGAAGAUUUCGAGCCCGACAGGUUUUUGGCCACUGUUAUUGCAUGUACUUUUUUUGGAGGGUCUGCACAAAUUUCUUGCGCACUUAUAUUUAAUGCGCGCGGUUACGUUUUUGUUGAACACUACAUGUACCGUGUUAUUUUUGUUUUGGUUUCACGCAAAAUGAAUUCUUUAAUGCACCACUCUCUGCUUCGAAAGGAAACUGUUUUUUCCUCGCAGAGUAAAACAGUCACUUUUUUAACAACUAUUCAUCGUUCGUAGCCGUCAAUCUUCCACCUCUGACCACUUGUGUAAACUUGUACUAAAUUGCUUUUAUUGCAAAUGGAUUUGGGGAGCCUCCUACAAAAAGCUUCUACUUUGUUGGCAGUAUUUGUGGUAAAAGCAUAACAUUUCCGGCAGCCGCAGCAGUUGCUAAGAGAUGAGAUGUUGAACACUACAUGUACCGUGUUAUUUUUGUUUUGGUUUCACGCAAAAUGAAUUCUUUAAUGCACCACUCUCUGCUUCGAAAGGAAACUGUUUUUUCCUCGCAGAGUAAAACAGUCACUUUUUUAACAACUAUUCAUCGUUCGUAGCCGUCAAUCUUCCACCUCUGACCACUUGUGUAAACUUGUACUAAAUUGCUUUUAUUGCAAAUGGAUUUGGGGAGCCUCCUACAAAAAGCUUCUACUUUGUUGGCAGUAUUUGUGGUAAAAGCAUAACAUUUCCGGCAGCCGCAGCAGUUGCUAAUGCAUAAGUCGAGCGCGUCGAUUUUCACCAAUUUAUUUUUCGUGCUGCCCACUAGUGGCGCUAAAUUGCAUCGGAAGAAAUGGUCGGAUAUUUACACAUAUCAUUUUUGAGGUGGGUUAAUCAGGCAUGAAUGUGCGAAGAAAGCGGCAUAAUAAUAGAGAAAACAGGCGAUUUUGGCGCCGCAGAGUCAGGACUAAAAUCGUCAUUUCGGUGAGAUGAGUUCUUUAACAUUAUAGAGCGAGGAUUAAUCUUUCAUUCCAGCCAAAUUUUCAGUAAAUUUAAUUUUAAUGAGAAUUAGGUGCAGUGUUUUAACAUUGGAAAUCAAGGUUUUUACAGUAUUUUUGGGAGAAAUCGAAACAUAUUAAAAUUGAAGUACAAGGUUAUUCUCCCUUGUUCUGCUCAAUUGUCCACCCGCACUCUACUCAACUUCCCGGAGGUGCUUACCCUCCACCCUAAUCUCCACUCAAGUAAAAGCCCACGACUCGUUUCAGUGAUUUUUGAUAGUACAAUGCAGAAGUGACAUACCACACAUCAGUAUAAUGUUUCAAGCAUUAGACUUAGAAGACACUUUCACAUUGCCCAUGAUACACACAUUGUCCCCCCCCUCCUCCCCCACCCAAAAAAAAGCACUAGGUUUGUGAGAUUUGGCGAGGGGCAGGGAGCUGGUAAGGGGCAAGAUGUAUUAGAAGCGCUGUGACAAAAGUGGCAAAUUGCAAAUUAAAGUAUUGUCGGUGAUGUGGCCCGGAAAAUGGAGUUUGCCUGCGAUGUUACAAAGCGAUGCCUGAUGCCUACACUAAAAUGAUUUAUUACUGAAAGUGGAAACUUUAAGCAAAAAAAUUGCUAAUCGACUGUUUCCGAAUAGAUUUUCGGGAUCCGGGAUUUGGCUUAUUUCAGAAUUUCGGCCGGAAAAUACUUUCGGGAUUCAUUGUGAACGGCUGGGAGAUCGGGAAAAUAAAUGAACUUGUCCGAUGAGAAAAGCGAAAAUUCCUUUAUUUUGUGCCCUCACGAUAUUUCCUCAACCUUUUCAAGUGCAUAAUUUACCGUGCCACAUUUUUAUCCGACCGUCUUCCACUAGUGCUCCGAGGAAGGAAGUAGCGCAAAUGUCAGGGUAAACGGGAUUAAGAAAGUUACUUUGUUUUGUUCGGUGUAAUAUAAGGGGAUUAAAUAAACCUUUAAGGGACCCACUGUUUAUUUAAUCAAAUGAUCCUUGCAAAGAGCAUAUUUUGUACUACUGCCAGGUCACGUAUUAGGUAGAGUCUCGCCAAAUCUAGGGCUAAUUAGGGACUCAUGAAGUUACGUUACUGUUUGAUCACGUAGCUUAAAAACUGAGACACUGUCAUGGGUGUUUUUGAUAAAAUCAGCGUUCUUCCGUUUGCCUAAAAUAUUCUAGCAGAGCAUUUCAGGGGAAGGGAGGGAUGAGCCAUAAUACAUGAUUUUGCAUUAUUUCCGAAGUGUUUUAUAGUGAGAAACUCGCCUCAGUUAAAAUAAUCUUUUAUUACUAGCUUAACUAAAUUGCACCUGUAACUGAGUCAGUAAAUUAAGUUUUUACCACGUAGCUGCAACCAUAUUUUGCAGAAAAGCUUAACUUGGUUGACACAAUUGAUUAACACAGAACGUAGUCGAAGCGCUGUUAAUUUUAUUGAUCCGGCAGAAAGUUUUCUCGGUGAGGAAGUGAAAGAAGAGAACUUGACCGCUAUAUUCUAUCCGGUCAUUUAACAACCUGAAACGGAAGGUCAUAAAACGUUUACACAAGCAGUUUUAUAGAAUAACGGAACGUCUGACUAAGUAACCCACACUAACGUUUUUCAGUCUCCAGUUGAAAAACUAUAGUAUAAGUGCAAGACCGACUCAUGACACGAAACUGAUAAUCAAUGGCCUCUAAUUGGAAAUCGGACAUAGGAGAAAUUGAAAUAUCCUUAUAUGCUUAGUAUUUAGUAUUUGUCGGCUAUAACUUGUAGACCCGGUGGUAAUUGACCUUUCAUCAAGAUCUUUGAGCUAUUCCUUUACUUAAGUCUAGAACAAUGCUGGUCCACUUGUCCGUCAGAUUAAAGGAUAUCCGUGAGUGGUAGAGCACCUCUGUCUUUCAACCAUUUAAUCUAUUGAUGUCCUGUUCCCAACCAUCCCUUGAAAACAGGAAAGACUAGCGGUCGUUUCAAUGUUACACGGUUGGUAACAAACUUAAGUUUUGUUUAGUAGAGGACGCUUUCCUUAACUUAAUUGCUGUUUCUAGGAUGAGGAAAAGCUUGAGUUAUGUGUUUGGUUUUACAUCUGCUGGACUUGUAAAACUGAGCACUUAGAACGGCGACAAGUUCCAUUGGUGAGAUCACGUAAUCACUUAAUACGUCGACGACUGUAGAAGCAUAAUAUUUCGCAACAAAUAUGUUAAUGAUCAUCAACUGGAAUAACGCGUGUCACCUGCUCAGAUUUGUCCAUGGAAAGGCAUUUCAUUUCCCAACAGUAUCACUAAAAUAGGCGAUCGAGCCCUCCGUUUAAACAGUUUCCAUGCUGAAACUCUUAACAUUGUUUUCCUUUAAUUGACAAAAAACGCAGAGAGUCACUUAUACCUAGACAUUUCUCUGCCGUUAAUUCUCAAUUCAGCAAUAACAUACUGGCACACUUGUUUAACGACUUUCGUAAACCCAUAGCCACAUUGCUUUUUGUUCUCAUACUUGUUUUUAAAGGAAAUAGACGUAAUAUUACAAAGAAAAAAUAUUACUACGGACGUCAGCAAAUGUCAUGGGCUUUGAACGGUAUGUGUGGGCUGUAUUAUCCAUGUUAAGAACACUUGUACUCUUUCAGUUCAUACUAAGCUUUGGUUAUAGAUAGCCAGGUUUUGCCACAGCACGUUGGUAGUAGGUCACGAUAUUUCAACGGUUAUGCUUAGUCAUGUUCAGUUUGUUACAAAGUAGCAGUCUUUCAAUGAAAAAAUCAGGAAAAAUAAAGUAAAUAAAUCGAAAAUACCUAAAUUUGGUAUUUGGUAUUUUUAUUUAUUUGCCACACAAUUACAUUACUUAAAGAUGCCAAAAGAAAAAAAAAAAAAAAUGUAGGAAGAGAUGGCGAGGAGGCCUAAAAGAAACUAUAGAGCUUAUGUUAAUUAGGCCUCCUCAAUUACAAUUUUUCGAAGAUGGCAUAAAAAUUACGGCGACGGGUACAGUAUAAUAUCAGGUGAAAAAUUAAACCAAUCAAUAUUACGGAAGUUUACAUGUACAAAUGUUGAAUAUUAAAAGGCUUUUUCCCAAGAUUUUUGUUGAAGUAUACUAAUAAUUAUUACAAAUAAAUGCCUUAAGUGCUCUUUUAAAGGAGAAAGGUGAGGAAGCGUUGAUGAUGUUGGUGUUUAAGGUGUUGUAAAAUUUAGGUCCUUGAUAAAAAACGGAAAAUUGCUUGGUUCGAGUACGACAGAAAGGCAGACGAAAUUUACACGAGUUUCUUGUAUUAUACGAAUGAAUUUGACUUUGUAAGGUAAAUUUACAAUGAAAUUUUAAAGGUAGAGUAUGGUUUUGAUAGGAGUACAUGAAUAAGCCUAGUUGUAUUAAGUAUAUAUCAUGAAAUUUUAAGAUACCAAGAUUUUGAAAGAUUGGAUCAGUAUGUGCAUCGAAAGUGGUUUUAGCUAUAGUUCUGAUCACUCGUUUCUGUAAAAUCUCAAGACGAAUAAGGUUAGUUCUGUAAGUAGAGGCCCAAACUAAGUUGCAGUAAAAAAGGUAUGGAUAGACUAGAGAAAAAUAUAGUGUUCGUAAGGUUUUCGUGGAUAAAUAGAAACUGGAUUUACGAAUAAUUCCUGUGCAUUUAGAAACUUUAUUGGCGACAUGUGAGAUUUCAGAUUUCCAAUUUAAAUUUUCGUCCAUGAUUACUCCCAGGAAAACUGUUUCUUUUACUUGAUCAAUUUUUUGACUAUUAAUUAAAAGUUGAAUAGUUUGAUUUGUACGCUUUUGGGAUGGUUUAAAUGCAAUGAAUUUGGUUUUUUUCAAGUUUAAUGAAAGCCUGUUAGCUCUAAACCAUAUUGACAACUUAUUUAGUUCAGCGUUCAGUAUAUUAGUAAGGCAGUCUUUAUCCUUGUGAGACACAAAUACGUUUGUAUCAUCGGCAAAUAGUAUCAGUUGUAAUAUUGUUGACGUGUUGAUUAUAUCGUUGAUGUAGAGUAGAAAAAACAAAGGCCCUAGUAUUGAACCUUGGGGAACGCCACAUAUGAUAUUAGCACGAUACGAAACAUAACCAUUGUAUUCUACAAAUUGAAGUCUGUUGGAAAAAUAGUUCUUAAUCCAUUUCAGAGCCAAGCCACGUAUACCAUAGUGUUCAAGUUUAUCAAAUAAGAUGGAAUGAUUGACUGUAUCGAAAGCUUUCGAGAGAUCUAAAAAGACACCAACCGCUAAUUCACCACGAUCAAUAGCAGAUGAAAUUUUUUCAUGCAAAUCAAUCAAGGCAAGCGUCGUAGAGUGGUUUUUCCUGAAGCCGAACUGGUUAUCACAGAGAAUAUGUAAAUUAGUUAAAUAAUCAUACAAACGAUUAUAGAUGAUUCUCUCUAGAAAUUUUGAAAAGCUUGGUAGAACCGAGACAGGCCUAUAGUUAGUGAAUAGUGACUGGUCAUCAGCUUUAAACAGAGGUACCACACGAGCUAUUUUCAUUUGAUCUGGUACAAUGCCAUGAGCGAUCGAUAAAUUCAUAAUGUGAGCCAGAGGUCCCGAAAUGAUUUGAAUGGAUUCCUUAAUUAUAGACAUUGGAAUAUUAUCAUAUCCAGCCGCUUUCCCGGAAGCAAAAGAUUGAGCAAUGGUAAUAAUUUCAUCCUCUGUUGUUGGGCUAAAAAAGAUUGAUUCUCGAAAUGAUCCAGAUAGAAAAUCUUUUAUGUGAACAAGGAGGAGGCUGUAUCUUCUUUGCGAGGUUGGGACCAAUACUAGAGAAGUAGCUGCAAAACCUAUCUGCUACUUCCACUGGAUCAGAAAUCUCCUGACCGUCUGACUUAAAUAUUGUAUUUAAUUGAGGCCUCGACUUUUUUCUAUUUAAGACUUCGUUUAAAAUUUUCCAGGUCGCAUGUGUAUUUGAUUUAGCAUCUUCCAAUUUUUUUUUCAUAAUACCGACGCUUAGCCAAACGCAAGGUGUGAUUCAAUUUGUUCUUGUAUCUUUUGUAGAGUGAACAAUUGUCGACUGUUGGAACUUGAAGAUAUUUUUGUAAAGUUUAUUCUUUGUUUUAAUUGAUUUAAGAAGAGCUUUCGUUAACCACGGUUUUUUAAAGCGCCUCUGCUUUCUAGUCGCCUUCUUGAGAGGGAAGCAAUCGUUAUAAAUCUUUGUAUACAUUUCAUGAAAGCGUUUGUACGCAAUAUCUGGCUCAUCACAAGUUUUAAUCGAAGACCAAUCAACAGCUUCUAGUUUUUCAACAAAAGUAGGAAUAUUAUUCGGAUUCUUAUCUCUAAUAAAGAAGGGGUCUUGUCGACAUCGAUUUACUGACGUGUUAACGUUAUCUGAAUGAAUUGAGAAGACGGGUAGAUGAUCUGAAAUGUCAGUAAAUAAUAAGCCGCUUCUCGAACGUUCAAAAAAGUUGUUCGCAAAAAUAUUAUCUAUUAACGUAGCAGUAUGUGAAGUAAUUCUCGAGGGACGCGUAAUCAAAGGAAAAAACAUAUUAGAGUACAUUCCAUCUAGGAAUUGGCCUGUGAGGUGAUGAUUUUGGUAGUUAAUUAAAUUAAUAUUUAAGUCCCCCAUUAGGAAGCAUAUUUUGUUUUCUCUAGAGAUAUUACCUAACAACUCAUUGUUUGUAGACAAGAAAUCGUCGAGUCUAUGAUUUGGCGGUCUGUAAACAAUACCAACAAUUAUAUUUUUUUCUCGAGGUCUUAUUAAUUCAAUGAACAGUGAUUCUACAGUAUCAACAUUAUGGAGGGACAAAUCUUCUCGAAGUUUGUGUCCUUCUGGCAUAUGUUUAGGCGAGUCUUAAGUUCAGCCACAGUUCCAACAACUGUAUCUAGUCGAGAAUUGAAAUUGCUCACAAGCGAAUCUACAAGGGUUUUAAACAUCCUUUCUUGAAGCUGAAGCAUCUCAUUCAACAUCGCCUUCGUUACAAAUUCAUUCGAGGGAUUCUUGUCAGCGCUUGGUGAGCCGCCGGAUGUCUUAGAAUUACGUGUUUCUGGCAUAAUUUUAGCGCACAGGAAAAACAAAAAUACUGACAAAUCGAUGAAAUAGGCAAGAAAAAGAGCGAAAUAAUCAAAAUACGAGGAGCUAAAAAAUUAGCGUCCGCCCGCCAAUUAAAAGAGACCACUGAUAAAACAGGUAAAUAUGAAUCCGAGCGUUAUAAAUCACAAUUUUGGACAAAUUGGGAAAACUCUCCAAAAAGAUUGGACCCUUUUUCUUUAGCUUUGACAUCCGUUCAUUGAUAUCGGAUCGGUCAAAUAUAAAUUGUAACCGGGGAAAGUCCCUAUAAAUUAAAAAUACGGUCAUAGCCAUAUUAACCUGCAACUGAUUAUGAUGGUAACAUGGAGAAACAAAACAAUGAACGCAACAUUUUGAUCUCAUGUUGCGAAUACGAACUUUGCGCGGGGGGAGGGGUCCAAUAGGCGCGUAACCCUUGUCCCUAAAUGUUGUCAGGGAGGGCACAAAACUGGAUAACUUUGUUUCAGUUUUAAAAUCCCUGUAUUUCCCAUCUCGCAACCAUCUUUUUUUAUCUCUGGGAUCGUUCAGCGUCAAUAUAUCUCACACUCGUGAACAUUUUUAUGUCCUUACCCGAGAAAUAGUGUUUAUCAAUAUAUUUUUAAUGAGUCAUAGAACCUCGUGCAGGCGACUCUCAUGCAGGCGUUUUUAGGGGAGCUCGUAUUUCCUCCAUCCCCACAUUGAUGACGGGCAAGUGUACACAUACAACGGGGUAUAUUCUUUGCGUUGAGAAGACUGGGUCGGAAUUGUUACCAAUUUCGUCCCCAGGGCUUCGUAAAAGUGGCGGAUGAUUGGAGAGGUAGUGUGCGUGACGUCUGAACGGCUGUUCUGAAAUAAUAUGAUUUGGAAACUUAGGCGUCAUUCCUAAGGAUUCUGCUGAAAAAAAUUGAGGGCUUUACAUGCGCUAGAAGACUUAGAACCACUUUUUAAAAAUUUCUAGACAUUUGUCUGUAAGAAAGUCCCGCGAAAAAUGACAAACAAAUAUGUGGAAAAUCUAAAGCAAACCUCUGGAGAAAUUUAAGCACAGGUACGCCACCAAAAUGUUUUAGUGCAAUCCCUUGUUUUGUAGCUUUAGUUAACAAUUUAUAUUUUUUUCAGAACAGCUGUUUUACGGAAAUUAUUCGACAUUAGAUUCUCAUACAAACACUGUAAUUUCUCACACGUUUAAUUUCAAUUGCCUACUCGUCAAGAUGGCGUCGAAAACCGUGACAAGGUCUAUAAAAAAGGCAGCUAAAUAGCUGAUGAGGACGAACAUUAUUUAACGUGAAACUACUAACAUUAUUUGUAUUCACGUACAUCAUUUGACCCCACAGAUAAAUACAGUAAAAGUAUCAGAGAGACAAACAAGCACGCAAUUAACUUUUUCGGCUUUGUUAUAUGUUGGUUUAUUUUUUUCAGUAAUCGAGGCUUGAGUGAUUUGAAAGGUAUAACACAGGUGCAAACUCAAAGAAGGAGGUUGAUUUCAGUCUCGAAUUUCACACGAAGAUUAGCUGAAAACCCUCAUCGGACUACCGAGGCUUAUCUAUUAAUUUUUUUUAGUAGUUUUCCAGCACUUUUUCCUAGUAUUUUGUUUCUAAAAUGUUGUUGCUUUUUUUUUUCCAAAUUGUCAGAUGCUGCUCGGUGAAUUGUGUUGUCAGUUCGUGGUCUAGUUGGGGAUCUUGCAACGCUCGUUGCGAAAGUAAUGGUCAACAAAGGCGCAGCCGCCGGGUAACAACUGCGGCUUCUUGCAGAGGUACUCCCUGUCCAACACUGACACAAACAAAGUCUUGCCGAGGGCCUUGUUGUCGAAGAGAUUGUCAGGUACAGUUAGUUCGCAGGUGAUAAAUUAAUUCAUUUGAGCUCAGUCUAAGUCAUCCAAUGUAAGCUUUCGAAAGUAAUUCAGCACAAAUUUAACAUCCACUGUCCAAAAACCUCGUCAAGGAAGUCGAACUCCGCAGCGCGCGUACCGCUUACGCAAAGCACACUUCCAACGUACACUUAGACUCGUCCCCGUUAGAAGAAAAUAGCAGCUAUCGAAAAAAUUUAUGUGCAUUGGUAGAGUACAGUGCAAAACCAGCAAUUCAUAAUACACUGGAACCUCUAUUCAUUGAACACCAUCGGGACCGAGGCAAGUGUCCCUUGAAUAGAGGCACCCCCUGAAUAGAGGUUGGGCCAAGGUUUUAUUAAUGAUUAACCAACAAAGACGACCUAAGAAAAUCGUCAUUUUAAUAAAAACCCAUCUUUGCGAGAUUUUAUGUUGAAUUCACACGAGUGCACUAUAUCGAUUUAACCCCCGGACGUACAAGUAAGUGGGGGGCGGGUGGAGGCGGUGGUUGCCAACCCCCUCUAAGAUUUUUCUGAUCUUUUUUCCUAGACGACAAAACAUCAGCUCCUGAAUUUUUUUGUAGCUAUAUCUUUAUCCCUCACACGCAUUCUGAUACAAGUUUAGUGAUAGUCAGUUACUAUGGUUACGAGAUAUGACGUCAUAAAUAGCAGGCGGUGAAGCCAUUUUGAGUGAAAAUGCAAGUUUUUUCAACUUCUUUUAGGAACAAAAGUAAAUUUUGUGGAUAAAAUGAGGCAGAGUAAUUAUUUACGUUAUUUUACAUGUUAAACGCAAAAAAAAUUAUUAAUUCUCAUAGUUUUUACCUGAUUUCUAAUUCUUGAAAAAAUCCAAGAUGGCUGCUAAGAUGGCGACCAUGUUUGGUGACAGACCUCCAGCAGCGCCAUCCCCCAUAAAAUAUACCUCUUCUUGUAGAGAAGAUCAAAGGCUUUUCACUGAAGGCAAAAUCAUUUCAAAAUACUGCAACAUGUCAAAAACUCUAAGGGAGUUCCAUCACCGCACCGCAUCCCCCCCGCCCUUGUACCACGGUGGGGGUAUGACUCUGCGUGUACGUCCGAGGUUUAAGUGAGAUAGCUCCGUUUGUGGAUGUUUCGAUAAUUGUGAUCAGCGUACACUUUAAGAUAUCAACCCUCUUUGUGGUCAGUUACUCUUCUAGUGCCGACUAAGGUGUCCCCUGAAGGGAGGUUAACCCCGGGUUUCAGGACCCAGAAAUAGUGUCCCUUUCCCUGAAUAGAGGUGUUCCUUUAGUACAGGUGUCCCAAAAGAGUGGUUUAUGUUUGUUGUUUUUUUUUUCAUUCAGGUUAGCAGUUGGUCAGCUUGGGGGUCAUGUUCUGCACCCCCAGGCAGAUGCAGCACGAACAGUGGUACAAGAAAAAGAACAAGAAGGGUGACUUUAUCUCCCAGCUGUGGAGGAUCAUCGUGCCCUACAUUAACCCACACAUCUCAAUGUACACCUGUUCCCAUCCCUUGCAAGGUUAUUCUCAUUAUUUUUUUCCUGUUUCUUCACAUUUGCUGCUUGCUGAGAUAUGUCCAAAAAUGUACGCACUGGCAUCUAAUCUGAACAAUUACCACAUUCUGGAUAUCGCCAGCCCUCUGGCGAUAUUUUGUCAUUUUCGCCAAAAUCGCCACUCUCUUUGGGGCCACUUUUAGCAUCCAAUUUGAUUCGCCAGCCCUCUGGCGAUCUUUCGCCAUUUCGCCAGCCUGGACAUAAGUGUGCUUGUUUGUCAAAGUGUUUUUUCUACAUUUGUCAUAAUUUUUGACAUGAAUCUUUACGAGGGAGCUUUAGCAACCACUAUAGGUCAUCGAAAACUAUUGAAAUGAAUUCUUCUUUUUACGGUAAACCAAAACUAUGUACUUUUUAAAUCGUUACAGUGCUUUUUAAACUAGUUGCUUUUUUGGCGUUCUCUUUGUCGUCUCCGCCGUCGUUGCUAAAGCGCCCUAAUGUCGACAUCAUAACGAGAACCUGCAUAUUGCCACUCUCAUCAUUAACCUCAACAGUAUCAGUGGGAACAUCAGCCUCAGCUCACCGUCACUAUCACCACCAUCAUCAUCCUCAGUAUCAUCAUAAACAAAAAUGGUCUAUAAUCGCUCAGAUCACCCACAAAAAUAAUUGCAAUCCAGCAAAUUGAGAUGUAAUUCUAUUUCAGCGUUGGGUUGCUAUGAAUUUUGUCAGUUGCUUGCUUUCUCAAUGAAAUUUUCAAAUUCAUAAAUUCACAUCAUCAUUAACUUAAAGAGAAAUGUUCCGAAAGUGAGUUUUAUCCGACCGUAUAUUCUUCAUUAUGUAAAGUGCUAUGUGGUUUUUAAUUCAUUAUUUAGAUGAAUGCGUGGGGCUCGUGGAGUGCGUGUUCCCCAAACAAUGGCAAAUGCGGAGCUGGUACUCAGUAUCAGAUACGUACAGUAGCUACCCAGCCAUAUUGCAGUCCCGCAUGUCCUGCCACGCGACAGACACGCUCGUGCACACACAGUUGCUGCCCGAGGGACUGCGCUGUGUCGUCUUGGGGGUCGUGGAGUGCGUGCUCUAACACAUGUGGAACAGGUGGGUCAUACGAGUUCUUUUUUAUACUGAUAUCUCUUGAUGAAGACCUCUAUUUAGACAUCACAGCCGCCUGUGAAUAGGCCUUUCCCUAUGGGUUCAGGGAAGAUAAAUGGGGCAGAAAGAAAAGUGCUGAAAGGGAGCUCUUUCGCUAUACCCCUUACUAUUGAGUCUGUUAAUUCACAGGCUAAAAUUACCGCCAUGACCUGUAUGAAGUAGUUUCCCUCCUGGAUGGCCAACUGGCAGCUUGAUUCAGGCUCAACCAACCAAACAAGUAUCAGUAGAAAUAUAAAAGAGCCUUUGUUUACAUUUUGUUUUUAUAUAUAUCUGUUGUGGUUCAAUUUUAUCCUUGGUUUAAACUUUAUUUUCUUUUGUUUGAAACUCAUUAUCAUACAUUACCAUACCCCAAAACAAAAGAAAAUAAAAUUUAAACCAAGCAUAAAAUUGAACCACAACAUAUCCAUCACUUUGAAUUUCAAAAAGUAAAUAAAACAAUUAAAUAGAAUAAUAAAAAACCAAAAGAAUAGAUAAAUGAAUGAAUAAAUAAUAUAUUUAAAAAAUACUAGGAAACAACUGACUAGGGGAAAAACAAAAUCAAAAACAAAACGUUGACAAAAAUACAAAAUGAGUGAAUAGUACAAAGGUAAACUGUAAGUGCCGAUUCGAACGCAUUCACGCUAGAUUGAUCUAAAAUCGAACAGGGUAAAGUGUCCCAUUAAUAUAAGGUUCUAGUAAAGAAAUUGAAUUUGUGCUGCUGUGACUACCAAUGUUCAUAGCACAAUUUCGAUGAAAAAAACUUUUUUACCACUAAUAAAAAUAGACUGAACAUCGUAAGUGCAAAUUUUUACCUUUGUUCGAAGGUAUUGGAUAAAAUCAUGUCUUUGACUUUUCUAUUUCAAUUACUCCAGUUUUAGGAACUAUCCGCAUGUCUGAACAGGAACAAGUUAUUAUAAUAAAUUACAUGAAGGUUUUAAUCAGUUCUUAAUGCUUCUCAGGUACGAAGACAAGAACACGCGUCAUUACUGUUCAACCGUAUUGUAAAGGAAGAGCUUGUCCAGCCUUGAAAAACACAGCAAGGUGUUCACAGUACAACAACCGCGAUUGCGUCAUGUCUUCGUGGUCAUCCUGGUCAAUUUGCAGCAAUGGCUGCGGAAGCGGACAGUCCACCCGAACUCGCCGAAUAACAUCGCCAGCGGUAUGCCGCGGGAAGGCAUGCGGAGCUAGAACCGAGAGCAGGUCGUGCACAGAUUACCGUGAGAAUAGAGAUUGCGUGGUACGUUUAAAAUUGUUCUUACGUAUUGAAAUAUUUUAUACCAAGAACUUUGAACUCCGGUUGAAAAAAUAGUGUUGACCACCACGCCAGCAAAGCCUUUCUUUAAUUUCACUUGCUCAAUUUUAAUCGUCGAAAAAGACUCUGCAUGAAUCGACUAAGAUCCUUGCUGAGCAUGCGCGGCAUUUUGCUAAGAUAUAGUGUCGGACCCAGGCCUAAAAACCGUUCCCUUGCUACAGUGAGCUGGUUUAUGACCGUCGGUUUAAAAUAAACGGAUGUUCGCACUCGAUAAAACCAGUUUGGCGAGGAAAAACAAGAUUGAUUUGUCCAAAAGUUCAAUCUGCGCCGACUUCAAAGACUUGACGUGAUUCAGGCAAAACCUCCUUUUCUCCUCCUCACUCAAGAAGACAAAAGAAGACUGCUUGCAGGCUGGGUCCGGUUGGCAUUUUCUAAACGUUCAUUGAGAUUUGAGAUAUCGGAUGAGUUCAUACCCAGUGAAGCGAAUACAGAACCACGUGGAUCAUCCACUUAAUUCACUGCGGUUGUGCUCGUGUUCAACAAAGUUGAGAAAGUGGUUCACCUAGUUUCAACAUUUCGAGAACAAAAAAAAUGUCGAGAAGAUAUUAUACACUUAAUGUCAGAUCCAGAGGGAAACAGUUAGUUUUGUUUUCCCAAGAGUCCUGAUCGAGUCCUGAAACAUCAGGACUCGAGGGAAAACAAAACCAACUGGUUUCCCGAGGGACCUGACAUUAAGUGUUUUGUUAUAUUUCUAGACUUUUCACUUCAACGUACUUCAACAGCAACAAAAGAAUACGCUUAAGAGGAACGCGAAUCAAAACAGUACGACUCGGUACUUAUAAGAACACAAAUUUAAUUCUCAAAACCACUGAAUAAAUGAUUUAAAAAGUACUUUCCUUAUAUUAUCUGCAUCUUUUUCCUCCACCAGCUGCUGUUUCUCUUCUGGGAUAACUUGCUUUUUAGCUUGAGGCUUCAUAUUUGUGUUGUUGUGAAUGUUGUUGUGUUCAUUCACGAAAAAGAAAACUGGCAGUGUUUUUUCCGCCUUCUGUCACGCCACUUUCCACCAUGCUCUGAUCACGUGCUGUAAUGCAUCCCGAGCGGGGUACAUUGCUUGAUGUAUCACGAUCGGGAUACAUUCGAUUUUAGUCAAGGUCACGUGACCAAGAAUCAGCCAAUGGCUGUCCCUGUUUAGUUGAGUGAAAGUCUACGAAUAUAACAAUGACAUUUAAACUCUUCUCAGUACCUAACAACGCAAUCCUGAGAGGGGUUAUUAAACCAUCGGCUCUCAACCUUGCGAUACUGAUGAUACAACGUUCUGAUAAAGAGGAUGAUUUUUUUCUUACAUCCCAUCUUUUAAACUUGUCUUCUAAUUUCUGCUUGGCAAUAUGUAAAGACCUGUAAUUAAACAAAACAUUUUAAGCGGUACAUUCCGGUUAUCCUGCCCUUUGCUAUGCUAUCCACAGUGGCUCUGCUAAUUUUUUAAUUUAGACAGCCUAAAGAUGCAACGUUUUAAGAUAUUUAGAGAGAAAGAAUUGCAACAUUUCAAGAACAGGGAGGAAUGAAAGGAUAAAUUGAAGAAAAUUUUGUUUUUUUUACUUUUAGGUUAAUUCUUGGGGUUCAUGGGGAGGUUGCAGCGAAAAAUGUGCUGUUGGGACAAAACAGCGAACACGGACAGUUAAGAUUUCUAAAAGGUGCCGUGGAAGAGAUUGCCCGACACUUAGGGUAAGAAUUUAUAGUAGUAUUUUUGAGGUUACACUGGAAAAAACUUUGAGGUUGCACUGGUGUAAACUUGUUUGAUGAUGCUGUUGUAGUUGCUGUUGUUUGCUUCUUUUAAAAAAUUCGUCGACAACUUCCCUGAGCAAGAAAAGCAUCGGCUCAUAAUUCCCUUGUUACACGUCGAAAGUUUUAUCUCGAUAUUUUUCAAUCAAACUGUGGCUGUCAACUGACUUACUUUGGUGUUGUCGACAUGAGUGAGUGCCUUCAGAGCAUUGUUGUAACUAAGAUACACAGGAGGUCCACUUCUCAGGAACCAAGAAGCUCCGAUCAGGGCUUUUUUCCCCUCCAUGUGAACGCAAAAUCGUGAAUCAGGGGUUUCGUCGUAUUCAAAUUCAAUAAAAACACAAACAGUCAAACAAGAAGAAAGGGCCUCAAACAAAGUACCAUCACACGCCCCUCCGUAUCCCUCCGUGUUGUUCAAUCUUUAUUUCAUUUCAACGUAAUUAACUAGUUCCCAGAACACUUGUUUUUCCCUCGUUUCUGACAUGGUUGUUGUAUUCAUGUAUUUUUUUGUGUUUAAGGAAACAUCACAAUGUGGAACUCUAAACAAUGGAUGUCAACAUAAAUGCACCAAUGGCGCGUGCUCCUGUUAUUCGGGCUACUAUCUGGCCUCAAAUAAGAAGAAUUGUAUCGCCAAGGAUUGUAAUAUGCCAAAGCCAUCAUAUUGUGCACCAGGUCAGUAAACAUAAAACUGAAAUAGUAAAUAACGCAAACAAACAAACAAAAACAACCUUACAACGUACCAGUAACCUAAGAGUUACCUUAAUCAGAUCAAUGAGGAGGAUGAUGAUAUCAGAACCAGCAAAUUAGUUUAUCAAUUUUAAAAGUGCAACUUAGUUAGAAGCCGUAAAAAGAAAACUCGUUUAUGUAGAGCAAGGACCAUUUCGACUGUUUGUUAUGCAAAACAUGGUGAUUCUAACUUUUGAUUUUGGGAAUGAUCCAACAUACACAUGUUAAGGCCGCAGCCAAAGUAGCACCUGUUUUGAUAGUCUUAUUUCCUUCAUUAAUAUGCCCAUAAAUUCUAUCUUCUCAUUUGUUAUAAGGGAAAGACCUAACGUGCAGACAUUUUCAGGUACCUCACUUGGCAGCACGUGCAGGCAUGCCAAUGUCACGUGCCCGGGAAGUAAGACCACGUAUCCUGUCACGUGUUCCUUGGGAUGUCCUCAAUACUAUUCCAUAAAAGGAGCGUCCACAGUCACGUGUCAGACGUCAGGACAAUGGACGUCUUAUGCGUCUUCAUACUGUCGACGGAAUAAUGAUCCGCCAUCACAGGUAAACUUUUGUAAGAACUCUCGUUUCAAGUCAACUGGUAACAGCAAUUAAUUCGUUGCCAAGCAUCUAAAGGUGUGAUUAUUUGCCUAAAUAUAGCAGAUUGCCAAAUUAACUGUGAAAAUUUAUUGCUAAAAGUAAUAAGCAAGUUUGAUAUGGCUAAUUAUAAUAAUCAUCAUCAUCACAUCGUCAUCAUCAAUAAUAACGCUGUUUCAUCUGCGCGUUCCUCUUUUCCAGAUUACCUUGUCUGGCUCAGCCAGUGUUCCAGAAAACCAACCACGUGGCACUAAAAUUGGCUCGUUCUCCACCGUGGAUCCUAACACUAAAGAUAAGCACACUUACAGCAUCGUAAGCGGAGGAAGCGGGAAAUUUGAGCUUCGAGGACCAGAUCUGUUCACACUGACCACUUUUAAUUAUGAAACAGCUCCAAACAGGUGAGUGUGAACGCAAUAUAUGGUCGUUGUGCCCUUAUUCACUGUUCAGUUUUACCCUUUCUGGUUAUUCCUUCUUGGGCUGAAAAUUGUGUUAAGCUGCAGAUUUUGCUUGUAUUAAGGAGCACAGUGUGACUGCUUGGCCAUUGUGCCUUUGUUCAUUGCCGGAUUUUACCCUUUGUGGUCAUUCCUGUUUGAACUGACAAAUUCUGUUGGUCCUACGCUGUAGAUUCUCACUCGUAAUAAGGAGCACAGUGUGAACGCUUUGCCAUUGUGCCUUUGUUCACUGCUCCAUAGAACCGAGUUUUACCCUUGAUGGUUAUUCCCCCUUGGACUGAAAGUCUCUGUUUGUGUUACGCUGUAGGUUUUCACUCAUAAUAAGAAGCUCAGACAACGGCAGUCCGCCAAUGAGGUUGGAUGAAACAUUUACAAUCUCGGUGACAGACGUGAAUGAAAAGCCUACAGCGAUCCAGGUAAGCAGAAUGUGGCUCGUAAUUUAUAACAUAAAUGACCUGUAAGUAAAAUUAUGAAAUUUCCUUUGAUCGGUUUGGCAUGACAAGAGAAACACAAUAAUAACUCAAACAAUAAAGUGCCGUUACGAGGUGUAUUGUUUGAUACUGUCGUUUCUUUUGUUUUUACCUAAUCUGUGUUCCAGUGCCUGCCGAAGGUUUAAAUUUAAAUGUAGAUAUGAAGUGUAGAGCAUUCACGUUAAAAGCUAUUGUAAAGAUCUGAUGUCGCACUCUCCUUGAGCCCCUUAGCUUACGCAUUGUUAUUAACUGAUAAGCGAUAGGGCCUAAACGAGUUCGAACUCUUUAAGAGUGAACCAUAAAGAGUCCAAUUGUUUGAGACUUGUUUUAAACUCAGAGACAGGGAGACGAAUUGCCUUUGAAUCCAGUAAAGUCGCUGAAAAUCGAGGAUUGGCGUAAUUUCUCAUCACCCUUCAUUGUUGUUUGUCCCAGGCCUAAUACGAGCUCAAGGACCUUGAACCCGCGUAACCUCUCGCUUGUGUUUAAAGCUAUCAUAAAUUCCGAGAGAAAACACAUCUAUGUAUUUCACGAGUAGCUGGUGAGCGGGGUUGAAUGGAGACUGUGGGAGAGGAUAAUAUGACCGGACUCACCAAACGGUACCAUUGUUUUUGCAUUGUUUUACACAAGACGCUGUUUUACAGAGAGAGGAGUAAACAUAGGCUAUAUUAACCAAUGCUUUAGUUGAGCCAAAUAAAUAAAUGCUUCCUGGUUCAUGCUCAUCACUACUUCUUUGAUCUACUUCUCUUGUAGUUAUCAAGUAAUACUGUUGAUGAAAAUAGUGACGUGGACACAGAAGUGGGCGCGCUAAGCACCGCUGACCCAGAUAACGGGCAGUCAUACAGCUACACGUUGCUAGAUGGCGCUGAUGGAAGGUUUAAGAUUCAAGGAAGUCGUGUUAAGGUAUAGCGGUAUUUCUCAACUCAAUCAAACCACACUAAAAUAAACGAGACAGUACUUAAAGGAUACGAGAAAAAAUGGCCAAGUCAUAGGUUUUUGCAAGCAAGUGAUUGGCUCCUGAAAGAUUCAUCUCUAUAAUAGGGUUUCAUUCCCAGCGUCUCACUUUAUGUCUCUUUAUAAAACAUUACCCAGGCAGACGUAACCUACUAGCGUUUAUCCCAUUUUAGAUGAUCAUGAAAAUUUUCCCUUUUCAUUUAAGGUUGCCAAGUCAAACAGAAAUUGCUUGUUAAAUGGUGGUUCCCAGUGCUUUCUCAAUUUCGAGAGCGUGUCUUCUUACUCUAUAAGAGUACGCAGUGUUGACAGCGGUUCUCCCUCGCAAUCUAUUAACGCCUCAUUUAACAUCUUGUUGAAUGACGUCAACGAUCAACCACGUGGUCUGAAAUUGUCCAAUUACAAGGUGAAAGAAAACGCACCAAUCAACUUCAAGAUCGGCAAUCUAUCCGCUAGCGACGAGGACAAAGGACAAAAGCUAAAUUUCUCAUUGGUUGAUGACGAUGCCGGUAGAUUUGCCUUAGACAGCAAGGGGGUUCUUUACAAGGCAAGGUCAACAGACUAUGAGACGAGCAAAGUGCACCACAUCGUGGCUAAAGUCACUGAUGACGGAAAGCCAUCAUUAUCGGUAGGUAAACAGGCAUCCCAACAUUAUUGUGCACAUAGAAUUAGCCUCAUGUAAAACCAACAGUGCGUCUCUUUAGAAGAAACCAACACUAAAUUAAAGUAUUGAUCUCAAAUUGCUUGUUUUCGUUAACUCGUGAUAACUGGCAACUGAGUACUUCAAGUAGAAAUUGAGGAGUUGGAGGUAUUAAACAAAUAAUUUUCACCUCCCAUUCCCCCCUUUCGCAUCCUUCCCACCCCCGUGCACCACUGAAACACACACGCACCCUGCUUUACAGUGUGGUUAAAUCGAAUAAUAUUGUAAAACAAGCCUUUCUUGCUAUUUCGCAGAUGACAAAGUUAUUUUCUAUCAGCGUGUUGGACGUCAACGAGGCCCCAGUCUCCAUCGUCCUCUCCUCGAGUAACGUAAACGAAAAUUCGGAACCUGGAACUCUUGUUGGAACUUUAAUGGCUACAGACACUGAUGCUGUACAAAACCUAACCUUUAAACUAGACGAUGACGCAGGAGGCAGAUUUUCCUUGCAAUCCAACUCUUCUUGCCAGAGUAUUAAUCCCAAUGGAACUCGCUGCACAACAGAAUUACUUGUCAGCGGCAAUAUAAACUACGAAGAUAGCUCAAGCCUGGACGUAAUCGUUCGCGUGACCGAUUACAAAGGUCUUUUUCGCACAGAGAUGUUUAACGUGACAGUAAUUGAUGUGAAUGAUCCGCCAACAAAUGUCACGCUAGAUGGAAGUGUAUCUGCUUUAAUUCCAGAGAACAGCAAAGGUGUUCAAGUGGACAGUCUUAUAACAGAAGACGAGGAUCAGGGUCAAAACUUCACUUACGUCUUAAUUAACAACCCAGGGGGAAAUUUUCAAGUAAAAGGGGACAAACUGUUUACUUCUAUAGGCGCCAAACUUGAUUAUGAAUCAUCUACGAGUCACCAAAUCACAGUGAAAUCGACUGAUGACGGUAACCCACCUCUUUCUGUACAGGUGUCAUUAGUUAUCAAUCUCCAAGACGUAAACGAAAAGCCAACCAAUAUAACCUUGUCCAACCGAAGCGUUCAGGAAAAUAAACCAACUGGAAUGCUGAUUGGUCAGUUGACAGUCAGCGACCCUGAGAGACAGCAAAGUCACGUGUGCAGUUUGACCGAUUCAGCCAAUGGGAAGGUAGCGUUAAGUAAGAACCAACUGACCGUUGGAAGUGCAGGCGUCAAUUAUGAAGAUGCAAGUUCGUUGAGCGUUAGAGUCCUGUGUCGUGAUCCUGGUGGCCUUGCUGUGGAGGAUACGUUUGUGAUUCUUGUUCAAGACGUCAACGAGGGCCCGACGAGUAUUUCACUAUCAAACGACAAGGUUCAAGAAAACCAGAAAGGAGGUACCUUAGUCGCGCAGAUCACAGUCACGGAUCCAGAUAACGAGAAAAACCGGGUUCAAUCGUUUACGCUCUCAAUCUCUUCUUCCGACCCAAAUCUACCAUUUCAGAUCCAAAAUAACAGCCUUGUUACCAAACGCCCACUUGAUUAUGAGAACAGCGCUCAGUGGCUUGUAAGAGUGACUGCAAAGGAUGACGGGAUACCUUCGCUCUCUAGAACUCAGGCAUUUACGAUCCAAGUCAUUGACGUAAAUGAUGCUCCAAAUGGAAUGGUGGUAAGAUAUUUUCUCGGUACAUUUGUUAUUUAUCCAAACAAGUUUAUGAACCUCUAUUGAGCGGCCAACCGCCAUUAAGGGGCCACUUGCUGUUACCCCGAGGGUGGCCGCUUAAUGGAGCUUAAACUGUAUUAGCAAAUACAAAGAAAAAUUUUGUAUUCAUUCUCAGGAACAAUUUCCUGUGGCGCAGGGUCUCAUUAACAACAUUUCUUCGGGCCCCGGUUUUAUGGAGAAAGGUGGUCUUGGGAAAGAAAGUCACCCUCACAGCCGAGUCAACAUCGGCGAUCGUUAUGAGGAAAAACUUGACCCCUUUGCCCGAGCUAAGAGCGAGACAACAGCGAUCGCGCAUUGUCUGAUUGUCUCGCCUUGACCAAGCUGAACCUGCUGGGCGAGCCAAUGUGUUUAUAUGGAGAAAGAGGAGGGUGACCCUACCACCGAAAAAGGGUAACUCUUUUUAGUGGGUCACCUUUCUGGCCGAGCCAAUCUUUUUUUUCUGAUGUCAACGGCUCACCAAGUUUUGUAAGGAAAUGCGGGAGAAGUGGUAGCCAUUGAAUUUUUCCAAUCUUCCGCAAGCGGAUUCCUAGGCCUGGUCCAGAGGGGUUGCUUACGUGGGCGGUAAUUACUAACAGGGAUCUUCUCUUUGUGUUCAUUUAGCUUUCAAGUUCUGAUGUAAAUGAAAACAGCGAUGAGAACACUUUGGUUGGCUCUUUAACCGCAGUAGAUCAAGACACUUCACAGAAUCAUACUUUCCAACUGUUAAACAGCGCUUCGGGAAGAUUUAAAGUUGAUGGAAAUGAAAUUAAGGUAAAAUUUCUCAAGGCUGAAAAAUAUGAAGAUGUAUUCCAAUAUGAGAAGCUUCUCCUUACGUUAAACUCAAGAAAACCUAAAAAAUUAACUCAGCACGUACUUUUCUUUUAAAAAGAGAAAUUUAAUUGGUUAACAGUACCCUUACGUCGUAUCGCUGGGUUGAAAACAAUCCCAUCUCAUGCCAUUUUAUCCCUUGUCAUGACCCGUCUUAUUCAUUUAUCCAUCCAUUCAUUUAUCUGUCCGUUGGUUCGUCUGUUCGUUCGCUGGUUUGUUCGUCCGUCCAUCCGUUUCAGCGACCCGUUUGUUCGCUGGUUUGUUCGUUUGUCCGUUUCUCAGACGGUUUGAAGUAAUAACUUUAAUAGUAACAUCCUUGUGAGGUUUUUCAGGAACUAUUUACAAACUAUUUACAAUUUAUAAAAGCAAAAAUGACAAUAAAAACUCGAAAUCACAAUUUAGGAUGGCAUUCUACUAAAUUCUAGAGCUUCUGAAGGAAAGGAAGGAAGUUGAUCGCUUGCACGCAUCUCCCUCAAGUUCUAAGUGAGCUAUUGUGAAGCACAAUGAAGUCAUCACCAAUCUAGUAUUCUUACAACAAUAAAGUAAAGAAGUGUUGUGUUCAGAAGUGUUAACCACUAAACAAACUGAACCAAGCACACUGGGACAGAGUGUUUCAUCGAUUUACCGAUACUUCGAAAUUGCUUCGAAAUUCAGUAGACUGUGUCUCGUUUUUUAAACCUCUCGCUCUUGGCGAGGAAACACUCUUUCUUUUUUGUGGUAUAAUCCUUCAAACAUUCUGCUAUUUAUUACUUAGGUGGCUAUUUCCAACAAACAAUGUUUGAGUCAAGGAGGUUCUUCAUGUCUCCUAAAUUACGAGAAACAAAAGAAUCACAUUAUCAGAGUAAAGACUACAGACAAUGGUAGCCCACAACUGUCCUACGAAAAAAACUUUAGAAUUGACGUGCGGGAUAUUAAUGACAUACCCCGUGACUUGCAGCUCUCUAAUAACCAAGUGAAGGAGGAUGCGAAGAUAAGUACCUUGAUUGGCAGGUGAGUAUCACGUGACAGUAUUCUAACCUAUUGUUUUAUUCAAAGCAUUUUGGCUUAUGUUUGUGGCAAUCAAAUAUAAUAUUUUGAUUCUAGUUCAUAGAUUAUGAUAACAACCAAGUUUUUGUCUCCCUGCAAGUCGAGUUACUGCGACCUCCGCCCAGUUAGCUCAGUUAGAAGAGCGCGGGUCUCCUGAGCGGAUGGUCGCGGGUUUCAUCAAGUUAUCUAGCAGGUCAUGCUGGCUGUGAAUAACACCUUGCCUCAGCUCAGAUGAUUAGUCAUUGGCAAUAUUAUCACACGUUGGCCUUAACUCAUUCAUCCCUCCUUAUAAGGGGGAUUUGUCGGAGGAAGACACCGACAACAGAGACCUAUAGAUUCUAAGACAAGGACUACUAUGAGAACAAAUGAAUGUCAAGUAUUGCGCGCGCGUGAACCAGCGUCAUUUUCGCGGGAAAACGUGAUAACUGUCGUCAUUCUACUGCGUUUAGCAAAAAUGUCGUAGUGCGGAAACAAGUUAUCAAAUACUUCAAGAGUUAUCAUUUUACGAUCGGGAGAGGGCUUAUCCUCCUUCACUAAAGAUAAACGUGUUUAUUUUUCUGGUGGAAAAAGGAAAAAUGGAGUUUUUGGGAUGUCAAACUUUAAGUCAAAUCUCGUCUUCGAGUCUAAAGGUCUCUAAUGGUGAGAGAGUUGGGGUAGUAAACCCUGGUAUGGUGAUCUAUCUUUGCCAGUUAGGUUGGGAGAAGACUGCUACAGGCGCGUACCAAUUCGUUCCACACUAUUGCAGUUACCAUGCCAACAAUUAACAAAGCAAACAGAAUAAACAGAUAUGAACAAUUAGAGCAACCAAAUCCUAUCCAGUUGCCCUGUUAAUGGAACUUCAAAUUCCAAUUGUAAAGAAACCUAACAAUACAUGAAGCUACUAUCUACGAUUAAAUCACUUGACAGCUUUCUUUCCUUGUGACUAGGCUUACAUCACGUGACGAAGACGUUAGCCAGUCAGCAACAUAUUCACUGACCAAUGAUGACAGUGGGCGCUUCAAGGUUGACUCUCAGGGGAGACUGUACACAGCGAAGAAUAUCAAUCAUGAGACCCAGAAGAGACAUGUCAUCAGAGCAAUGGUAAAGGAUAAUGGAAACCCGCCUAUGAAAGUGAGUCUUCCAGUAAUAGCUAUUGUUAUUUAAAAUAAAAUUUUCUCAAGGUUUUGAUUAGUGUCGAGGUCACUACGUCACCGCAGAUAACUGCGUACGGAUAAUAAUCUAAUCAAAUGCGCAACAGCGAAAAAGUUUUGCUGCUAACAAUGCGCUGCGCAUUGGCAGUUUUUUCUGUUUUUGCAACCUCCUUCCCAGCAUCUCUGGAAACAAGGUUGUGUAAAAUCAUUGAACUCAGUUUGCAUAUUAAAUCAUUUUUUUAAAAAACUUAACAGCUAUAUCAAAAAAAAAAAAAAAAAGAAUGGGGAAAUUUCUGAAAGGACACCUUCCAAAAGGAGUGUCGCCUUUUAAAGUAAAACAGUACAUAUCUGUAUACCUCGAUUGAGAUCGACCAUCUUGUUCAAAUUUUGAAUUUGUUAUCAAAGUAAAGGUCUGACCAUGAUCUGUCAUCUAAACAAAAAAAAUACUGAAAAAGAGUGAAUAUUAAUUUACAAAUAGAAAAUUAGUUUUAAGCGAAACUGAAAGUUUGUCUUUUGAAAGCCUUUUGCGUUCGUUUGCUAGUGAGAUGCAGUCAACUGAGACACUUUUCGUGGGCGAAAAUUUUACGAAUAUCAAGCACUGAUUGGCUCAUUUAUCUGAAAAGUUGAGUACGAUCAAGGGGGCUGCUUCCUGGAUUCGAUCUGAGGCGAGGAAUUUUCCUACGCGCUUUUUUCUGGAACAGAAUUUGUCACUUACCGGGGACAUUUCACAUAGUGAAAACUCAAAGAAAUUUUGUUUGAUUAUCCUCAAAUUCGGCGAAAAGUUAGUUUAAAAGCAAUUUGUUUGAGCUGGUUAUUGCUCAAAUCGUUACUGUGCAAUCACCCCACUUUUUUUACAUCUAAAUCCUAACGACCGCAAACAAUUACAUUGACAAAGGCGUAAGACACGCUUGGAAGAUAGCAACAUUCUUAUUUCUGGGAAAUGUACUACAAAAAUUAAUUCUACAAUCUUAUAUGGGUAAGCCCCGACAUGAUUCUGUAGCGGCGAACCUAAAAAAGUCCAAUAUGCCAAAGAAAAAUUCGUUCUGAGAUACAAAGCUUUCGACGGACACACCACAUCUUUUGGACGGUGCUAGCAUAAUUACAACUAUUUUCUUGAAAUACACUGAUCUAAUCAUUCGCGAUUCAAGUCUCAGUUGCAUCUAUCAAAGCAAGCAAUGAUGUUUUUCUUUUUAUUAACACUUGUAAACGUACCUUUAGUGUUCUACCGGUGGUUAAUAUAAACGACAGUUUUAACUUGUUUUAAAACUGCAGUUGGUGAAUCCUCGUGUUUGUCUUUUCCUUCUUAUUGGUUCAGUUCUUUGCUUUCUGUAAAUUUUACCAAUAAACUUAUGUCAACGAAGCCCGAGCACGCACUUCCAGAGCGUUUGUUUAUUUUAGAUGGAAAAAUCCUUCACGAUCGAAGUUUUGGAUGUCAAUGAAGCUCCAAGCAGAAUGAACAUCACUUCCCAAGGGAGUCAGCUGUCUUUCCCGGAUGGACAUGCUCAGAUCCGUGAGAACUCCGCCUCCGGAACAAAGAUCGGAACACUGGAGGCUUUUGAUUACGACGCAGGGCAGAAUUUGACUUUCAAUCUCGACGAUGACGCCGGUGGGAAAUUUAAAUUGGGAUCCCGAGCGAACUGUCAGUCCAUCACCAACAUCCCAGGGGUGAAUACAAAAUGCACAACAGAUCUUCUGUUAAAUGGUUCUCUCGAUUACGAGGUUUCGACUGGGUACUCCCUGAUAGUGCGCGUGACGGAUAAUAAAGGUACUUUUAGGACUCAGCAAUUAAAGAUCCGAGUGGUAGAUCAAAAUGAUGCUCCUGAAAAUGUCACGCUAGGUGGCAGUAACGCUGCGUCUGUUAAUGAAAACGCCGAUGGUGCUUUUGUUGGAGAACUGGUAACUAGUGACCAAGACGUUGGCCAAACGCAUAUUUACAAGUUGUUGGACAAUGCCGGAGGUAAAUUUGUGAUCUCAAACAACAAGGUGUACGUCUCAUCGUUGGCUAAUUUGGAUUAUGAAGCUCGAAGUCAGUUCACGAUUAGGAUUCAAUCUGAAGACAAUGGUAGUCCCCCUCUUAGUUUGGCAAAAGAUUUCAAGAUCACUAUCAUCGACGUCAACGAAGCUCCAGUGAACAUCACUCUUUCUUCAGGGAACGUAGCUGAAAAUAGCGCCCCUGGAACAGUGAUUGGUCAGCUUAAUGUCACCGAUCCGGAUAACUAUGGUUCGCGUGGCGCAUGGCAAUCUCACAACUGCCAAGUUAUUGGAAAUCAGUUAGGAAAAUUCACAGUUCAAACCAAUUUGCUGGUAGUAGGUAACGCCAAUUUAGAUUACGAGCAGGCUGCAUUAAUACUCGUACAAUUAAGAUGUUCUGAUAGUGGCUCACCGCCAUUAUCUCUGGUGAAGGUUCUAUCCGUUUCAGUUGAUGACGUCAAUGAGGCUCCCACCAGAAUAUCAUUGUCAAGUGACGUCAUAGCAGAAAAUCAGUCUCCAUUGUUUAUAGGUAGGAAUGAUAAUUCAAGUUGAAAAGAUGUAAUGGCUGAAUGAUAUUUGUAGCGGAUAUUUGCUGUGUUCCAUAAAUAAACGUCUUGCCUUCUUUGCGGUUCGACUUCUUAGCUAUCACAGAUCUCCACCGUGGUCAAAUGUCAAGGGCGAUUGUUUUGUUUGUUCUGAUUUCAUUUAUCAGUAAGUGUAAACAUGGGCAAAGAUGUAUAAACUAACUCUUUAACGUAACUAUCUGAACUAUCUCUUCUUUUUCCUCAAAAUUUUGAGCUUUUCUCUUUCUCUCCUCGAGUAAAAUCUUGCUGGAAAUUGGCGCGGACAAUAACACCAGAUUCUGUUUUCAAACACAAAAACUAACAGGGUAUUGGUAAUAUCUUAAACGUUCAACAUUGAAAGUAGCAACCUCAGCUUUAAAGUAGUUUGCCUAGCUUUGCAUGUUUCUCUUGUUUAAGCACGGUAAAUCACACAUAGUUCUAGGACAUAACCACGUGACCUAUCCCGCCCAUUUCUAUUUCCUGUUGCUGGCCGUUAUAGAAGGACAUCACAAGUGUACGAUAUUUAAUUUACUUUCACUUGUUCAGUAAUCUUUGGCUGUAAAGUUCUUCUAAUUAUACGUUUCAGGCUUGUUCUCAACCGUUGACCCAGAUAACGCCAACCAAGUGACAAACAGACAGACAUUUACUUAUACACUCAUGGGGAAAACCGCUGGUCUACCUUUUAUAAUCGAUGGUGACGCGUUGAAUUCGACAAGAAGUUUGGAUUUUGAGGCCCAGUCCUCUUGGAACAUCACGAUCAGAUCAGUGGACAGUGGCGACCCGGCGCUCAGUUUAAUAAAGACUUUCCAGAUAUCCGUUGUUGGUAAGUUAAAGUUUGAAUUAUGCUUGACUACUUUUGCCUUGAGAAUAACUCCUUCGAGUUGUUUGACUAAAUCAGUUUCAAAAUAAAUGCAAGCUUGAGGGUAACGACUGAUUGAUUUAUAGUAAUACAUACAACCUUCUCCUGGAAUAUUAAGGCUACUGAAACACUUGUCACUUUACCCCCCUCUCUCCUCGGGAACGUUGAUGUACAUAAAUUACCCACUUGCAAAAAAUGCGGAACUCGACAAGGGCGUAGAAGAUCAGUUGACUUUAAUUAAAUUAAGUUAAUGCGGAUCAACUGACGGGAUUCUCAACGAACAUUCAACUGUGAAGAUCUGCCUAUGUAAAUAUAGUGAUAAAGGUCGGCAUGAAUAGUGUUGUUUGAAGGAGUUCACGGUCUUAAUUCGAAGUAAAAAAGGACAAAACAAUGACUUAAGGCUAUAGAAGUGCAAGAUUGAUUUGUGUCUGUUGGAAUACAUGAUCAUACUUUGCUCUAUCGACUGGCAGUGCAAAUACUUUUUAAUUAAGUCCAAUUCUGAAUUAUUUUUACGCAUGUUUGAUUCUUUUUCAGAUGUCAAUGAAAAACCUUUUAACAUCAGUUUAUCAAAUGCAGUCAUAAACGAAAAUUCCCCCCAAGAUGCACUGGUAGGAACUGUGUCCGCACGUGACUCUGACUUCAAUCAAACCCUUGUUUACAGUCUGAUUGACGGAGCAGGAGGAAGAUUUAAACUGGAUGGAAAUAAGCUUAAAGUUGCUUUGUCCAACGAUGACUGUCUUAAGAUUGGCGGCGACUUCUGUAAGUUGAAUUACGAGCAACAAAAAACUUACAAAGUAAGCGUACGCGCCACGGAUAACGGGAACCCACCCCGAAGCACUGAAGCGAUUCUGUCAGUCACAUUGAUUGACGUCAACGACCGACCACGUGACUUGAAGUUAUCCAGCAACAUAGUGAAAGAAAACGCCACAAUCGGAACGAAAGUUGGUCAGUUUUCCGCUACAGAUGAGGAUACAUCUCAAACUCUUCAGUUUGCUUUAAUCGACAGUGAUGGCGGGCGGUUUGCUGUUGAUUCUUCAGGAUAUUUGUUGAAAGCUAAAAGAACAGAUUACGAGACUAACAAGGUUCACAAGAUAGUCGCUCAAGUCAGGGAUAGCGGUAAUCCGCCUUUAGAGGUUCGUGUAUAAAUAUAUUCCAUGUUGCUGUGUGUGUCUGCUCAGAUUAAAGAGACCUUAACAUCGAGGUUUGGCUAUCUUACUGCAAACGGCAAACCGCGGUUUACAAUUACGGUUUCUCGUUAGCGGUUUGCCCAUAUUUGGGACUUAAGAUUCGCGGGUGGUAGCUCGCGGCUGUCAUGUUUGUUUGUUUGUUUUUCUUUUUUUCCAUUGGUUGACUUCUAUUUUAGCUGAGAAAUCGUCUUCAAAAUAACGUUUCGUUGAAAAGAAUUAAUUAAUGGGCCAAAGAGUUUUAAUACUUUGUAGAGAGUUUGAGCUUCACGUACGCGGCAAACGUCAGAUUCAAGUUGAGAAACUCAAAAUGGAAAAUAAGCAGAUAAAAACAGCUCAGAACAAUUCUUAUGGAAGAAAAAUUGCGUGAAACUACUAAUCUAGGUGUAGAAAUUAUGAACAGUAAAUGAUAAGUAAAGAGGAAACUUGGUCACGUGAUACAAAUUUACGUUUGCCGUUUGACGUAAACGGGUUGCUUAACCUCUUUAGUAUAUCCUCUAAAACGUGGGAUUGUGAUGUUUUGGGAUGCAAAAACCCUUGCGGAAAAUCAAUUAUCUCCAGAGCGUGGUCUAGCCGCACAAACGUGAUCCUCAAACCGCAAACCUGAGGGCAAGGCACGAAUCACGUGACUUCUCGACGUUCGCGGUUUGCAGAAAUUACCGAAAAAUUUCCAUCUUAAGGUCUCUAAGUGGCACACGAGCCGUAGGCUAUCGCGUCACUGAAGUUCUUCUGUGAUCCAUAUACUGAACAGACGCUCGGCAACAUGAGGAAAAACAACAAACUGGCAUCAUACCGCUUGACUGUUGGAGGAUUUGAGCCAGUUUAGGCUUUUCUAAGUCACCAACGCCAUGGCUCGUUUCGGCUUCUUCUGUUUCUUCUUCCUACUUGUAAAUAGGUUAUUCCAAAUAGAUUUUCAAGGCCUUCACUCGCUCAAAGCGGAAUAAUCGCGUGAACAUUUUAAAAAUUCAAAACUACGGGUCUCUCAUAGGAUGACAAACGAUGACAACGGCCUAUUUCUUGUUAGUUUCUUCCAGUUUAAGCAUUAGAACUCUUUUGCCUUUCCGUUUUCCUUACCUGUAAACAGCGUCUGCAAGAAUUUUUCCGAGGCCUUUACUUGAAAAACCUCAAGCCAUUUUGGACAAAGCCAAAAAAAGUUUCCCGUGACGUCAUCCAUGUCUUUGUACUGAAACAAAUCAUAGGCUUUGACCAGUCGCAGCGCACAUACCACUUACUACAUUAUACUCUUAUGUCAGGUCCGGUGGGAAAGAGUUAGCUUUUUUCCUACAGUCAUAGCCGAAGGAAGCAGCUAAACUCGAGGGAAAGCAAAACUAUCCGUUUUUGCCUAGUAACCCGGCCUGACAUUAAGUGUUUGUUAUAUUCCUAGACUUUUACUUCAACAGCGACAAAAAAUAAAGUACGAAUCAACACAUAAUUCGGUACUAAUACAGCUUAGAUUAUAAUAAGAACACAAAUUUGCAAAUUGGUGGCGAGAUAUAAGCACAGUUCAGACGCCUCAACUGUCUAAGAAGGAUUGAGUCUUGUUUCUCCCCACCAAUUAGCACUAACAGGCUGACACUUUUGGCGAACGGGUUUUUUUUUUCAUCUUAUUCUUUCUGAAUAUACCAGCCAAUCCCAUAAUUUCACAAAUAUGAAUUUUUGGCUGUUACACUUCUCUUCCCUAGGGCAGUCCCUGUUUGAUGAGUCUGGGAAUAUAGUGUGUCUAAUGUACAAAAGGAACAUCACCACCACCUUUCUCAGCCUUGACGAUACCUCCUGUAUGUGCAACAUUUUGUUGUAGCCACCUUACCCCCUCUUGGUCUGCUGGGGAGUUAUGGUCAUGCCACAGUCGCUCAUUUUCAGUUGUCGUCAAUCAUCUAAUUAGAGACCUUUAGACUCUAAGACGAGGACGACUACGAGUAUGAGAUUUUCUCAAUAUAAAAAAGUACUCGCUCGAUCAUGAGCCAGGGUCAUUUUGGAAGGGGUAAACGAUAUAGUUUGCUGUCAUUCUACUACGACUUUUAGCGUGAAUGUCAUAAAAAUGUUAGAAGUUUUAUCAUUUUGAUAUUGGGCUAGGGCUUAAUCUCGGCUCCAUAAGGAUAACAGCGCUAACUUUUCUGGUGAAAAAAAGUAAAUGAACUUUUCCGGGCAGUCUAUUUUUUGAGAAUCCCAUGUAGGGAUUUAGGAGCCAUGAAACACACGUUUACCUCGAAAAAAAUAAAGUCUUAUGGAAUGGCCGUCGUAUGAUUCCGCUUACAUGCUAAAGUGGCCACGUUUCCAGCGUGGUUGCCUCAGUGGUGUAAUGGUUAUCACGCCCGAGUACUAACCGGGGAGACGUUGGUUCGAUUCCGGCUUAAGACAACAUGUUUUUCUUUUCAGAUGAGGUGUGUGUCGAAAGUCGUCUUACGCCAUGUGUUGUGGUAAAAGUUUGUUGCAUAGAGCGUUUUCACUCACGUGACCAGCAUCUAUGCAAAUUUAUUAAAACAAAAGAGAGUGUUUACAUAAGAAAAGAAAUCAACUCCCACAGGAUUAGUUUGGAACAACAACAUGGCCGCCGUUCUAUUGUUUUGGGACACCAAUAUGGCCGCCGUGACGUCAUGUGAAAACGUUCUAUUAGCGAAAGAAAGUUUAAGUCAAAUAUCGUACUCGCAGUCGUUCUCGUUCUCGAAUCUAUUAAAUGUUUAAUUGAUAGAAAAAACAGUCUCUUUGAUUUUUUUAUGUUUUUUUUUUAAUUAAACGUUUGUUGUACUUACAGGUCAACAAGACGUUUACAGUUGUUGUAGAAAACAUAAACGAGGCUCCAAUAAACAUUUCACUGACGUCUGAAUAUGGACAAAGGUCCUUCCCUGACAAUAUACCCAAGGUGAACGAAAAUUCUAAAAGAGGCACAACAGUAGGGACAUUUCAUGCGUUAGAUCACGACGAAGUUCAAAGCUUGAAUUUUAGUCUAAAUGACGAUGCAAGCGGCAAAUUCACAGUAGGCGCGAGGGUUUUUUGCCACAAUAACACUUACAUUCCAGGCGUUAAAACAAAGUGUACGACGCUGUUAAAGGUCAGCGGUGAUCUCAACUACGAAACGAGCUCUAGUGAAGAUAUUUUGGUUCGCGUGACUGAUGACAGCGGGUUAUUCCGUGUGCAGCCAUUUAAGGUUACGAUACUAGAUGUUAAUGACCGACCGAAGAAUAUCACAUUGACGGGCGGAGAUACAGCAUUUAUCGACGAGAACGUUAAUGAUGGCUUUGUUGGUGAGUUGGCGACUAUAGAUGAAGAUAUUAACCAGACACACAGCUACACUUUGAUUAACAAUGGCGGAUGGAAAUUUAUUCUCCGCCAAAACAAGAUCUUUUCUUCCUUCUAUGCGAACCUGGAUUACGAAACAAAGUCAGAGUAUUCUAUUGCGGUGAGAAGCAGUGACAAUGGUUCCCCGAGAUUGAGUAUCGAUAAAACAUUCACUGUUCAGGUUAGUGGUUCAGUACUUGUAAUGAUCUGACAAAGAAUUGCUUAGUAGCCAAUUCUUUGCCCGAAAAAAUUACCCUGGAAGAAAGCAAGAAGAACGCAGAUGGUAGUUCCCGUCAUCUGUCUGUAAAAGCCACCGGAAAGCAAAGAUUAGGAUGCGUUCUCGUACAAUGAACACGAUUAUAUUUUAUGCAUUAGUUCACGAGACCUUUGUAGGAUUUCCUCCUUCGGCGCUUUCGCAUUAUUCCUAGGGCGUUAAGAAAAGAUCACAAAACGGCAUAGCAACCGUAAAUCAACGCGUACUCACUUAUAGUUGUCCACAAAAGCUGUAAUUAAACUUAACUUAUGCAACAAAAUAGUGUCCUUUAUACUCCUGGUUUACAAAUGUCCACUCUCUUUUCAGGUACGUGACGUCAAUGAACGACCCACGGACAUAAUUUUGCUCUCCAGCAGUGUCCAGGAAAAUAGCCCCAGAGGAACGCUGGUCGGUAAAAUUUCGGUUUCGGACCCUGACAAUAAUGGACCUAGAGGAACCUGGCAAAACCAUACUUGCAAAGUACUUAAUAUUGCCAACAUACCAUUUACUGUCAACGAGACAUUAAACUCUCUUCUGGUUGCUAGUGAUCUGAAUUAUGAGAAAACAAAAAGCUACAAUAUUGAUCUUCGUUGUCGAGAUAACGGAAAGCCGCCUUUGUCCGUUGACGAGACAGUGCGAGUCAAUGUUACUGAUGUCAAUGAGAAGCCUUAUGACAUCACACUUUCUAACAACGAGGUCGCUGAGAAUGCUGGGAUUGUGACUGUUGGAUUGCUGGAUACCGCUGACCCGGAUAAUGAGCAGACGGUGGUGCAGACGUUCAGUUAUAAAAUUGUCAGUCCAGCCGGGAACAUUCCUUUUGUCAUUGAUAGCGGCGCGCUUAAUACCUCGAAGAGUUUGGAUUAUGAGACCAAAACUACCUGGCUGCUUGAAAUCAAAUCAACAGAUAACAAAGGCAAGCCCAUAUUUACAAAAGCACGAUUUCAUAAUAGACUCCACAUGUUUUGAUCUUGGGCAUAGGUUAUAGGAGCCAGAGGAGAUACCUUCGAGUGACCCUUUUGCCCUUAAAACGUUUUGUGGUCAGAGCGCUCCCUUAAAAAUUCACACCUCUUACUCGGCCUCUAAAACCAGUUUCUCUUUGCGCCUGCGUUCCUUCGUAAACCAGGACUCCUUAAGACAACAACUGUACCUGUUACCCAGAGUAACUUGAGCCCGUUUCUCGAAAGUUCCGGUAAAUUUACGGGCCCAAAAUCAAACAUUCAAAUCAAAGUGUAUGGAAUAAAAGCUCAGGUUCUAGUCAACAAACCAGUUUAUUUUGUUUGGUGGACUGAUGUUUUAUUGUGUCAUUUGCAAAGCUAUUGAAAUCUUUCUCUUGAAUGUAAACAGCAGCUUUCCGAGCCCGCUUAUUAUCGGUACUUUCGUGAUACGGGCCAUUGCGACUGGAUGAAGACCAAUGAAUAAUGAUCACCUUCAUGGCCCCUAAUUCAGCCCCUCCGCGUGUAUUUUAUUUAUUUUUGAUAUAUUUAUUGUAGGACUUAGCACGUCAAAGAACUUCACAGUAAUCGUAAGAGACAGAAACGAUCCGCCCACGGGCAUAUUAGUAAGCGGUCCACUGAAUGUAUCUGAAAACAGUGUGUCCGGGCAGUACCUUGUUACAGUGGUAACCGCUGAUCAAGAUGUUGGGCAGACGCACCAGUAUCAGAUAGUUGACGUGGUCGGACAUGCGCACAGCAACCACAGGUAUGACCUUGUUGUCGCUAAUAAUGUCUGUUCCUGUCGAAUUGUGCUGUACAAACACUCUGCCCUUUUGUGAUUGAUUCUCUGCUUUGCUCAAGGACAAAUGUCUUAGGCUUUAUGAGAACAACUAAAACCACCUAUCCAGGUCGAUAUCCAAGACGGAAUAUUUACGCCCGAGACUGUUAUUCGAAUAAGAAAUCGUGACCACUUUGGCUUGUUGUUUUACAUUGUUCUUACUAUCUGUCUUGUCAAUGGCGAAGUUCUUGCAGUUAAUUUUGGAAAUUAGCGAAACCCGAAACCAGUUAGUUAUCUUGUAGCAGUUAAUUUACUAAUCUGUAGGUUGCUCGCGCAAUGCAUGACUUCAAAGAGCACCUUUAAACUAUGUUCCUCACGAUAAUGUGUGUUUGCUGUUAUUUCCUUCAAAUUAAUCGGUUAACCGGUAAUCGGUUAACGAUAAAUAUCCAUCAUUUAUAUUUUUCUCUUUUUUUUCCGACUGUAGUACUUCUGGUCUUCUUAACCUUUUUGCUGUUGAAUCGCCAUCCGGAAAAGUCACUCUUCAAAAGUCUGGACUGGAUUACGAGCAGUAUGCAAAAUAUACAGUGACCUUGAACAGCACAGACAGCGGUUUUCCUCCUUACUCAGUGACAGGCUCGUUUGUGGUCAGCGUGCAUAACAUUAAUGAAAAUCCACAAAAUAUAUCUCUGAGUAACAAUCAGGUACAAUAGCUUUAUUGUGUUAGCUCAGUUAGUACGCGCACUUUGAUUGGUCGGUUUAGCGGGCCGUAUUUCACGUAUACUCAAGAGUUUGUUUUGAUUGCAAUUUUGGUUGCAAUUUCGUGACAAAAGAACAUUUUAAAACGGUUCAUUUUUUAAAAGUAGUUUCGGACUAUAGGAGACAUAACUUUUGACAACCAUUGUUAUUCAAAUUCAUUGUUAUUCAAAUAUGUCACGAUUAAAACAGAAAGAAUCUUUCGUUUCAAAAACCAAUCCGCUUCUGCUUGGCGUAUCAGCGUAAUCUCGUCAACGUAAGUGUCGCUAUAAUGGGCAUGUUAACUGUUAGAUUAAUGCGUUUGACUACUCAGACCAGACAAAUCCACGGCUUUGAAAUCCUCGUGUGGCUUUCUAGCAAGGGAAACAGGGGCUGAAUUACCAGACCCUGUGCUUUUCAAUAUCAUUAGAUCCACUUUGAUUCAAGAUAAACUUAAAACGUUUUAGCUAAUUAUGUAACAAGGUCUUCCUUAAUAUUCCAGGUUCUCGAAAAUAGUCCUGUUGGUACAGUUAUCGGUAACUUGUCAGUAUAUGACCCAGACAAUCUUAAUGUGCCACUACAAAAGUUCAACUGUGUUGUGGAAGAUGGUGAACCCUUUAAAGUAAGUUUAUUAAUUAUUCCGUGGUUAAGGAAUCUUAGUAUUAGUAUAUUAUACACACUCAGUGAUCUUGGUGUUUCAGGCAAUCUCGUUGGUUCGCUCUCUCGGUUUGUCACGUUAUGACGUCAUGACGUUCACUGCCUAACUCGGAGAACAUAUAAAACCAAGACAAAACCGCUGGCGUUAAUUCAGUGUUUUGCCAUAGUUUUAGAGUAAGAAGUUCUCAAAACAAGGGAUGGCGCAGUGGUAAGAGCACUCGCCUCCCACCAUGUGACCCGGGUUCAAAUCCCGGCCUCGACGCCAUGUGUGAGUAGAGUUAGUUGUUGGUUCUCUCCUUUGUUCUAGCGAGUAGUUUUUUUUCCGGUUCUAUAUUUUCUUUAUUUUAGAAGACAAAGAUCGGACGUUAUCAAUGCCUUUGUGUAAUAAAUAUAUUUUUUUAUUUUUUCAGGUCAUUAAUCAUCUGACUCUGGUGGUAUCAGAGAACUCUUUGGAUUACGAAACUAUCGACACAUACACAGUUAACGUGAGAAAACUAUAAAUAACUUUUUACUUAAUUUUGUCUAUGUAACACUGUCACAAAUACUUUUUGUCCAAAGGAAUUUACUUUUUCCAAGGUAUAAGGGAAAUUAAUAACUACAAAACAUGGUUAACUGUGAGCUUGACGUUAACUUUGACACAAGUAAAAUAACAUAAACUUCUAUACAUAUUCUAAUCAAUGGACUGUUUUUUUUAUGGGCUACUGAAGUACCAUUCACAGUUUGCCUCAUUGUCAAAAAGGCGUGGAGAAAUCCUUGACUCAUUGACUCAAAUCCCUGAUUACCCCUGAGUCCAAACAUAGUUCAAACCUAAGUUCUCUUUUAGUUCAUUUAUACUGUUUAAGAUGAAUCGAUGGGGUCUUCAUUUCAUAGCCCUGACACACUUAAUUUGAAUUUUCUCUCUCAGGUUACGUGUACUGAGCUCUUGUCCAAUCCCCUCUCCGUCUCUUCAGUGUUCUUUAUCAAUGUCCAGGAUGUAAACGAGGCCCCUUACAAUCUGACCAUCUCGUCCCAGUCUGUGAGCGAGAACCAAGAAACUGGUUACUUCGUGGGCAUGCUCAGUGUUCUCGAUCCUGAUUUACCGGUAGGCAACUGAUGUACACGGGUUUCUUACUGAACCGCUUUCGUCCGUAACUUUGGAUAGAAGCUCAAUGGUACCCGAAGCAUCUGGACUAGUAACUAGGUUCCACUUCCGUUGAGAGUACCCGGAUUUUUUUUCUUACAAGCCUCCUGGGCCAUAGAAUUAGUUGAUAAACAUCUUUCGCUAUUCUGAUUUAGAAACAAGAUUAUAAAAGUAAAAGCUGCCAAACGAGUUUGCAGGUUGUACCUUUUGGCUCCUUUUUUGACCUUCUUCUGUGAACGCCCUUCAUCUACUAUUGUCAGGAAAGAUUUGACUUGGAGUGGAGAUGCACGAUGUGCAAGGCUUAGGCGCGUCUGCCCACUUUGUCCGAGCUUCGCGCCCUUCUCUUGUAAGGGGUGUGAAAAUGGCGCCUAUUUCACACCCUACGUCUUUACCCGGGUUUGCUGCGGUCAACACUUAUUUCCAUCCACCAAACUGACGUUGACAGAUUAAUGAUUCGUACAAAAAGUAAGGGUUAGGGUUAGGGUUGUUGCUAUAUAUAUUCAAAUCAUGUUCUUCUUAUGCUAUAAAGUAAUACUUUUUAAGCGUAAUUUCUAUUAGAAACGAAAAGAGGUUAGUGUCAAACGAAGGUCAACACCAGCCUCACAUUCAUCCAAACGCUAGGACGCUAAAAAUCGCUUAUUCUAUCCUUUGUUCACCUCCAUUUCAAUUGUGACUUGUUUCUCGUCUUUACAUAGACCAGCGGAUUUGCCAGUUUAUAUCUGGCCUUGAAAGAUCAAUCACCAGGCCCAGAUGCGUUUCAAUUAAUAAACAGCAGUCUGUUGACUACAAGGAUGCUUGAUUUUGAGAAUCAAAGCACGUACACGCUGACAGUUGUUGCAACGGACAGCGGUAACCCACCUCUCAGUACCAGUCUCUCUUUCACGAUCCAGGUAUGGAUGAAUGAUCAUUCCUAGGCCACACAAAGCCUUUGUAAUGAGAGCCUCAAGCACUGCCGUUUCCCGAUUCGAGCAAUCGGCUACUAAGCCUUUAAACAAAAUGGAUACGAGGAUAGCUUUUGACGUAAGACUAGUGCUCAAACCAUCAGUUUUUUUAGGAUAUUUAUUCUUUUGAGAGCUCUCUUUACAGAAGGCUUAUUGCAUGUCUCCUAUUCUUGUGAUAUUAAAGGGCUUGUUAAAGUUAUGGAGGUGAACUAUAAUUUCAUUUUAGGUGAUUGAUACAAAUGACCGGCCUACUGAAGUAAGUCUUUUGUCACACGGAAUCUACGAAAACUCUACCGCUGGAGCUGUUGUUGGCAUAUUGCGGGCUCAAGAUCAAGAUGUCAAUCAAAGUCAUUUCUUCACUGUCAAACAUACAGGUAAGUUAGCGCGUUAGUAAAAUCACAAGUUUCUUGUCAUUUUAAACUGGAUUUACCAUACGGAUCAUAUCACUCAUGCACAGCAGUGAGCUCGUACUUAGGAAACUCUGAAAGUCUCUGCGGAAGGCAGAAAUUGAUUCUUGUUUCCUUUUUUUUUUUAGACUGGUUUGCUGUCAGUGGAAGCUCCAUGCUAUUGAGCAACUUUUCAUUAGAUUAUGAAACAACACCAGAAAUUAAUGUAACCAUUGAGGCUACUGAUAACGGCUCCCCUCCAUACUCAAAAGAGGUUUGUUUCAAUUUUUUAAUUGCUUUGAAUUCUUAACUGUGUUUCGCCUUUACCCAUAAUACACUGCCCACAGUGAGUCCCCCUUAUUUUCUCAUACUGGUGUUCAAAAAAAUGGACGGGGAUUGACAGGCGUCUCUGGGUUUAGUUCACGUAGCUGUAAAUAUUUAAAAAAAUAACAAAGUGAAACCUCGUGUAGGAAAGGCAGUGCUACUUUUUUUUUCUUUUUCGACAACAGCUAACCGCGUUUUUUGUUGUAACAAUCUUGCAAAUGAAUCCUUCCAAAGACUUUAGACCUAGGAACCAUAUGAGGCUCUAUGUUGUUCUGCAUAUUAUGUUAUUUAUAAAACUGAGAAAAAUCUAUUAACUUUCCAUUACAGGACGUUGUGAGUAUCAAAGUUCUCGACAGCAAUGAUAGGCCGUCAGAAAUAACCUUAAACUCGUCCCUCUCGAUACCCAACAGUGUGUCACACACAGUGGUGAUACCCGAGUACAGUCCGACUGGAACCUCGCUGACAAAUCUGAGCGUCGUCGAUGAGGAUGUAGAGCAGCAACAUCGCUGUAUGCUUCUUGAAGGAGGAAAUAACUUUUACAUCAGCUCCCUUUCUAAAUCGUCCUCAGAGAUUCGUGUCAAGCAAGGCGCUAACUUGAGCUACAGAAGUCUGAGGGGGACUCCAUUACAAGGUAUGUAUCUUUCUGGAGAAGUUCAUAUUUUUUGUGAGAAAGCUGCCGGUAGCUUUCGCUAGCGUUGAGCCAACCUCGUUCCCUGAGUCCGGUCUUUCCGUCCCCUGUAACGCAUCAGGGGACUGCAACCUAGUUAUUGUUAAACCGUUGAACCUCCAUGUGUGCUCACCUCUCGUAAGCGAUCAUCUCGCACAAGCGACCAUCUAUGCGCCAAAACACCAAAAUUUCUCAGUGAAAUCACGACGGUUGGAACCUCCUGUAAGGGACGGGGACCACUUUUUUGGAUAACAGCUUUAGAAUUUUCUAUUGUUUUUAUCCUCUUGUUUAUAGCGCAAAAAAGCGACCGCUUAAAGCAUGGUUUGAUCUUUAUAUUUGUUGUAUGUAGGAACGUGAUGUACUGUUAGAGGCAACAUGAAACUACGCAUAUAGAACUUGGAAAAUGGAUGUAAUGAAUUCUCUCCCAAAGAUGUAGAUGUGUCUGGGCCUCUUCUCGGAAGAGAUCCCGACUCCCCUGUUGGUCGAUUCUCGUGAACGAGCACUGAACCGUCGUAUUUGGGUGGUCGCUUAAGAGAGAUUUGACUGUAAUUGGCCCCUGACUCGGUGAACAAAUCAGGAAGCUAGAAAAACAGUCAACGAGGUUGAGGGUAUAGUAAUUGAUGGUUGUUAGAUUCUAAAUUAUUUUAUAAACAGAUAAAUAGUCGAGGCUACCACUCGCGUAAACGACCAGCUCUAGUUACGACCAAGUGGUUGCUUAGGAGAGCUUCGACUGUAAUUGCUGUAGUCUUGUUUCGAACUCACGACAAACUGAAUUUUGGUUUUCUAUCAAACAGUGACUGUCAACUGUGUUGACAAUGGAAAUCCUCCAUAUUCCAUUCAACGAAGUUUCAGCGUUCAAGUUUCUGAUGUCAACGAGGCGCCAUUCGACCUUCGCUUUUAUGGUGCUACGGUCAUAAAGGAAAAUGUUCAGGUCGGUUACAUCGUAGGAAAUGUCACGUGCAAGGAUCCGGAUAUUGGACAAAAGCACAUCUUUACAGUCAUUGGAAAUUACUCGUCCGUUUUCCAGGUAAAAAAUGUAUUAAUUUUUGGUUGAGUUGUAGCCUGUGUAGCAAGCCUUUCCGCUCGAGUUAUUCAGUUGCGCAAUAAAGAUUAAAAUCCCUGUGCAGCGUAGUUACUUGAUGUUAAUUUGAAAAUUGUAAAAUUGACGCAAUUCAAAAGAGUCUUAACCGACGUUUCGGCAAUGCUGCCUUCUUUAGGCCCGGGGGGUGGGGAGGACUCCCUUACAUAAGCCACAUAGGUAUGUGCCGCCGCAAAGGGUAGUGUUUUUGCACCGUUUUGGUCUUAAAACGGAUGUAGAAUGUGCCCAUUUUGGUCUGGAAUCGGGUAUGGGAACUAGGGUGAAUUCGAAAUGGAUUUUAAAAAAUCUGUUUAUUUAAACAUGUAAGGUUGCGUUUUAUGACCACCUCCCGAUAACGAGCCGCACCGUCUUAGCAACCAAAAAAAUUUUGUUUAUCAAGCUGAGAUAGGGGACUAAAAGUCCCCUAUCUCAGCUGGAUACUCAGAAGCUUGUAACAUUCACUAUUCCAUUUAUCUCGGAUCAUAUUUCGCAUCUAAUACGAUAGAGGCGUCAAUUUUCGCGCCAUCAUGUCAUCAUUCUAGGGCGAGAAAUUUAAUUAAAGCGCGGCAUUAAACAAAUGUACGGCUCAAGUUUCGGCUAAAAUUAUUCAGUGCCGUCAAAGAAAAAAACAUAUUAUUAAGGUCUGCGUAUAAAGUCGAUCACAUUGCUAACACAGACAAAAACGCUUAAAUAUCUCCUACAAAAUGAACGGCUGAGUUUGUUUUUUCUACGGGUCAAACUGCUACUAUAUAUCCCAGAAGCGCUCAGGCAUAAUAAUAUGCCAGGACUUCUACCUGGAUGAACCAGAAAGGAUAUAGAACAACUACCUAAUUGUUUUUUACGGCUACGGGUUGAAAUGUUAAACGUGUUAUAUAUCCUAGAAGCGCUCAGGCAUAAUGAUAUCAUGCCAGGACUUCUACCUGGAUGAACCAGAAAGGAUAUAGAACAACUGCCUAAAUUUUUUUUACGGCUACGGGUUGAAAUGCUAAACGUGUUAUAUAUCCUAAAAGCGCUCAGGCAUAAUGAUAUCAUGCCAGGACUUCUACCUGGAUGAACCAGAAAGGAUAUAGAACAACUGCCUAAUUUUUUUUUUUUUUACGGCUACUGGUUGAAAUGCUAAACGUGUUAUAUAUCCUAGAAGCGCUCAGGCAUAAUGAUAUCAUGCCAGGACUUCUACCUGGAUGAACCAGAAAGGAUAUAGAACAACUGCCUAAUUGUUUUUUACGGCUACGGAUCGAAAUGCUAAACGUGUUAUAUAUCCUAGAAGCGCUCAGGCAUAAUGAUAUCAUGCCAGGACUUCUACCUGGAUGAACCAGAAAGGAUAUAGAACAACUGCCUAAUUGUUUUUUACGGCUACGGGUCGAAAUGAUAAACGUGUUAUAUAUCCUAGAAGCGCUCAGGCAUAAUGAUAUCAUGCCAGGACUUCUACCUGGAUGAACCAGAAAGGAUAUAGAACAACUGCCUAAAUUUUUUUUAACGGCUACGGGUUGAAAUGCUAAACGUGUUAUAUAUCCUAGAAGCGCUCAGGCAUAAUGAUAUCAUGCCAGGACUUCUACCUGGAUGAACCAGAAAGGAUAUAGAACAACUGCCUAAUUGUUUUUUACGGCUACGGGUCGAAAUGAUAAACGUGUUAUAUAUCCUAGAAGCGCUCAGGCAUAAUGAUAUCAUGCCAGGACUUCUACCUGGAUGAACCAGAAAGGAUAUAGAACAACUGCCUAAAUUUUUUUUUACGGCUACGGGUCGAAAUGCUAAACGUGUUAUAUAUCCUAGAAGCGCUCAGGCAUAAUGAUAUCAUGCCAGGACUUCUACCUGGGUGAACCAGAAAGGAUAUAGAACAACUACCUAAUUGUUUUUUACGGCUACGGGUUGAAAUGCUAAACGUGUUAUAUAUCCUAGAAGCGCUCAGGCAUAAUAAUAUGCCAGGACUUCUACCUGGAUGAACCAGAAAGGAUAUAGAACAACUGCCUAAAUUUUUUUUAACGGCUACGGGUUGAAAUGCUAAACGUGUUAUAUAUCCUAGAAGCGCUCAGGCAUAAUGAUAUCAUGCCAGGACUUCUACCUGGAUGAACCAGAAAGGAUAUAGAACAAGUACCUAAAUUUUUUUUUACGGCUACGGGUUGAAAUGCUAAACGUGUUAUAUAUCCUAGAAGCGCUCAGGCAUAAUGAUAUCAUGCCAGGACUUCUACCUGGAUGAACCCGAAAGGAUAUAGAACAACUGCCUAAAUUUUUUUUUAAAGCUACGGGUCGAAAUGCUUAACGUGUUAUAUAUCCUAGAAGCGCUCGGGCAUAAUGAUAUCAUGCCAGGACUUCUACCUGGGUGAACCAGAAAGGAUAUAGAACAACUACCUAAUUGUUUUUUACGGCUACGGGUUGAAAUGCUAAACGUGUUAUAUCCUAGAAGCGCUCAGGCAUAAUAAUAUCCCACGACUUCUACCUGGAUGAACCAGAAAGGAUAUAGAACAACUGCCUUUUUCUUCUACCCGUCGAAGUUCUAAACGUGUUAUUCUUAGAAGCGCUCAGGCUUAAUAAUAUGACAGGUUUCCAGCGACUGAUUUUAGCUGAUUUUGCGGUGCGCAAGAAUGGAUAAUUUACCCGACUUGUAAACAGAUAUUUCCUUCAGCCGAUUGUGUCUCAUGCAGGAGAAUGUCAUGUCUGCGUUGUUUUGUUUCUACUGAAGUUUUAUCAAAGAAAGCUUAAGCGAAAAUAGGGAGAUCGCAAUUUAUACUCUUACGAACUAUAAAUUAGGGCUGACCUGGAAGACGCGUUGAAUUGUGCCGCCAUCCUUCAAAAUAUAACCUGGCUGCGUUUAGGGAGACAAUUUCCUCUUCCAUCCAGAUGUACUUGCAUGGUAUAUGUGUUUGCGCGAAUCUUCAGACAAAGAAUUGGGUAUACACUGAUUCGAAUGGCUUGGCGAUACUAAGUGCUUAAGUCUACUUACCGAUUACAACAUGUUUUGGAAGUAUUGAGAAGCGCGCCAAACGAAGUUGUCACAGCGUUCUCGAGCGAACACGGCGCGACCUGGAUUGAUAAAAAUUACCAUUACAUGCAGGUAUCAUGCCAGUGAUAUCUCCUUUCGUCGCAUAGUGAAUAGUUUGUGAGCACAUCCUCGACUCUCGAAACAUUUGUCUUGCGCCGCUAUAGAAGUUGCUUCUCCCGCGAACCAUAGGUAGAUUUCCCGCUUAACAUAAUGUUUGAUAAUUUAUGCAAAAGUUGACCUCGUGGAAGUCAGCAGUGCAUUAAUCGACUCAAAAAUAAACAGACUUCCUACAGGGUUUUGAACACGGUUUUAAUUAAAGUACUUUACGAGCGCUGCGGUAGUUGACCGCAAAAGUGUUACGGUGAUGGAUACUCAACGGGAUGAUUACGUCACUUCAUAGCAACCAGACGGUACGAAUUUUUUAACUUCCGGAGCGCUGAGGCUCGUAGAGGUAUGGAGACCAUCUGAAAACGGGUGUGGAAAAUCACAUUUUUUAGUCGGAAAUAGGGUCAGGAUUUGGAGAACCGGGCGGCACACCCUCACCAAGAAUUCCCAGGAGUACCCCCUCCGGGUCUUCAGGGUACAACACUAAACACCAUCAUAAAGUUCCAACUUUUUAACGGUAACCCAAAGAAAGCAGCGUUGCCGAAACGUCGGUAAAGACUCUUUUGAACAGCGUCGAUUUUACAAUUUUCAAAUUAACAUAAUUCAGUUGGUCGAAUCUCGUUCCCGCUUUCGCCCUUUAACUCGCACAUCAACUUUCGCGUAUUAUAGACUACGCUGGCUAGUUGUUUGGUUAUUUCAUAGAUUGAUGCCUGAAUACAUAAACAUGAAUAGUGCCGCAGGAAAACUACCCAUAUAAUUGAUAUCAAGGGGCCAUUUUCAAAAUGACUUCUAAUCGAUACGACCCGGGCCAAUAAGGCAUUUUCGUACGGAAGUCACACUACUAUACUACGGCAAUCCGCCGUACGGCAAAAAGAUGGCGGCUGUACAUUUUAGCACAAUUCCUUUCAAACCUAACCCGGCCAAUUACACAUAAAGUCAUAUUUUUUUUGGGGGGGGGGGGGGCGAAAUUCGUCCCUGUAAUAGCAACAUUGCCUAUCCUAGGUUUGAAGUUUAUAAAACUUUUCUGUCCGUUUUUAUGAGCAAUUUUAUGGUUUUCAUGCGCUAAGAACUGUGGCUAAAUGUACCAGUCGCCAUCUUUUUAGGUACGGUGGAUUCUCUCUUGACUACGGCUAUCAGAAUUCUUCAGUAGUUAUUAUUUUUUAAAAUUCCUUGAGGUAUACUAAAUUCGUAUUACAAAGACUAAACGAAACGUAUUUACGUGGUACCGUCAGUCGACAAUAUCGGGAAAAUACCGGACCUUCAACGAUGCCAACUACCAAACUGGAUUAGACUAGUAGAACUGACGAAGUACACAAACCACUACUAUCGUUUGAAAGAAUGAGCCAUUACAAUUAAAUUAGUCCAUCUUUAUAGUGCACUACUCUGCAACCUAGCGCGAAAUGCUGGCAGAACUGUAAUAGACAUAUCGCUCCUCAGGGACCAUCAUUAUUUAAGCCAGGGGGUGGGCUGGCAAGAACGAGGGGUAGGCCACGUCAAAUUCAGGACAGUCAGAGGGGGGUCAUCAAUAAAUCGGCACACAAAGAGGGGGGCUACCUGCUUUUUUAUUUUUGUUUUAUUCUCAAACAAAUACUUUCAGAGCUCUCGGGGCUAACGGUACAUGGUUUGCAUGUCUCUUAAAGGCUAACAGUUCAUAACUGGCAGUUUAAUUCUAAUAAAAAAUACUACGUCCAGUGGUCUUCCUCGUUAGUUUUGGUCCCUGAAGAGUUCCCACUACCGCAAUGAUCAACAACAAGGUCAAGAUCGCAGUCACUUAUUUCGACAGAAUUACUAGACAAUACUUCUUGUUCUUGCCUAGAGAUGUUUGUGUCGAUUUCUAAACUUGUUUGAAAGAAACAUGAGCGAUGAUCCGUUGGAUUUUACCGUUCUUUUUAUCUUACCUUUUAGUGAAAGUUUAGAAUGAAAUAAAUCCUUUUUUUACCUUUAUCUGCUGUAUUUCACCAGCUUGAAAUAGAGAGUCCCAGUUAAUCUACCCGGCUGACUGACUUGCAUUCUGCAGAGGGUCGCCACUCGCUGGAAGUGAUCUUCACGGAAAUCUAAACUUUUUUAUUUUUUAUAAGCCUGGUUCGUUUUUUAUCAACGCUUUAUGUUUAACCAAUACUCUUUACUCUGGAAUGAAAAACAAACUCUCACUUGGUUUUUCUGAUACAAAAAGAAUUGAAAAGAACUGGCCUGUUAGCCUGCGUAGCAGGCGUCAAUAGGGGUAGGGGAUAUGGAGGAAGGUGUGUCAUCGAUCUUUGCGGCUACUUCAUUGGCUACUUUUCAGGCAUUUUUCGCAUUCGCUCUUCUUCCAUUUCUGCAUAUUCCUGAAGACUCAAGAAUAAUCGUUUUCUAAAUCCAAAAAACCGUUUGUGAUAUAUUCCCUGUCUAUUUAUUAUAGUUCCACCACAGGAGGGAGAGCAGAGUAUAUCACUGAGGAUGAAAAGGAUCCGUUCGAUAUAGUGAUGCAAAUUAGUUCAAACUCAAUAAUCUUGGCUUGCGUUUUGUAUUUUUUUUUGGGGGGGGAGGGGGGCUAGUUCAGCCUUGUUCAGUUUUCCUUUGAAGGGGUCAAAAUGUUUUGUUGUGCUUUCUGAUGGAUCUUACCAACCCACACCCUGACAUAAAUAAUGAAUGGUCCCUUAUAUGGAUUGGUUUCCGAUGAAGGACUGAAACUGAACAAAAAAUAUAUCUGAAGCCUGAGAAAACAGCCGACAUUUCCGACGCCACUUUUUGUCACCCCGCGAAACGAUGUCUGAAGAACAAGCACAAAAAUUCCAUACUGAUGACGUGUAAAUACCCAGAUGUGGUAUAUAUAGUGUUCUGAUUAGUUAAAGCAAAUUUCCCUUGCGGCAUGCCAGACCAAUGGGAAACUAGUGACACGUCAUUAGUAUGGAAUAUGUGCAGUCGUUGCUCAGACGUCAGUUGGCGGGAAAACCAAUGGUGGCAUCGCGAAAUGUUGGUUGUUCUCUUAGGUUAAUAUAUUUGUGACCUUCAGUCCUUCAUCGGAAACCUGACUUUGAACCCCUUUUGAGUUACAGUCGUAUUCAAGAGGUUAAAAAUUAAGAUUUUAUCACUUAGGAAAAUAAGAACGUACAGUCUCACUUCUUUGUUGGAAUGAAUUUUUUUUUAGGUUAACAACAGUGGAAACCAGCUCUACGUUAUAAAUUCAACAUUCCUGAAUUAUGAGGCUUUACAUGUGCCUACAGUGCUGACGGUCAGCAUUCAAGCUACAGAUGUGCCAGUGGAACAAACAGGACCUCCUCUUUACGUCAUUAGUGACGUCAAUAUCAGUGUUGUUGACGUCAAUGAGCCACCAACUGAUAUUCGAUUAAUUCCUGAUAACAUUUCCAUUCCAGAAAACGUUUCGAUCGGUUACUGUAUCGCGCAGAUCGCAUCCAGUAACCCUGAACGCAGCCAAAAAAUAAAUUAUACACUUCUGCAUCAUCAGGACACGUUUGCUAUCAAAGACACGUGUGACGACAAUUCUUCUGUGGUGAAUGACGCAAAAGGGGACCUACCCUACUUGACAGUUAAAUCGCAUCUCAGUUAUAACUACUACCGUAUCUACGAGAUUCUUAUAGAAGCGGAAGAUAAUGGGAUUCCCCCGCUAUCGUUUAACGGCACCGUUGACGUCAACGUGACCAAAAUUGACCCCUGUUGGUCAUCUCCGUGUCAAGAGAAUUUCGAGUGCAAACGCGUUGAUUGGCAGAAUUACACGUGUCCGAUGAUUAAUUUCUGCAAGUCGAACCCUUGUCAAAACAACGCUACAUGUCUGAUGCGCUUAAAUGGAUACCAAUGCAGCUGUGUGCCUGGUUUCACAGGCCUGCAUUGUGAAACAAACAUUAAUGAUUGUGCGAGUGAGCCUUGUGCGAAGGGUGUUUGCUUAGAUGGAAUCAACAAAUUUACUUGCAACUGCAGCGGCUCUGGGUUUUUUGGCACUCGAUGCCAAAGAAAGCUUGGUGUUUGUUUAGAAGAGUCGUGCCAAGAUCAAGAAAUUUGCGUCCCACCAAACACACUAAAAUAUAACUCUUCUUAUUGUAAAUCCGUGGACAAAAUUGUCUCGUUGAGUUUCCAUGAAGGAGUGGAUACUGCAGACCAACAGUGGCGUCGUCAACUGGAGACUUUCACUGAGGCACUCACAUUUCCCAUGACGGAGGUAACAAACGAUAAGUACGAUUCUACAGAUGUCAAUGUAGAGGACAUUUAUAUUCUUAGUCCAAAACCAGAACACUCCUCUAAAGUUAAAAGAAGUGCACCAGUUGAGAGCAAGACAGUAGACUUUGUCAUUCUUGUCAAAUCAGACAAUAAACUUGAGGCAGUUCCAAACAAGACUGUUCUGUGCACUAUUAACAAUACUUGCAAUGCAUACGUGAUGGAAGAGUCCCCAGAUAAUUUUCGAAACGAGCUUUGCGAGUCUACCGCUCGGAAAGUUAAUUAUUUAGGUAUUUCAAGCUGCGUUGCUCGAGAAGGUGAGGAGUGGCCCAUUUCAGGCAACAAGCAUUUUAUGAGUAAACGCAUGUAUUAUGUUUUUGGAGUAACCGGCGGUCUCCUAUUGAUUGUACUUGCGGUAUCGCUACUGCUUUGUAGAAGGAAUAGGCUAAGCGCAAAGAAACGCAGACUCUUCAAAAGCCAGCGGUUUAGAGACAACACUGACGACGAAACAUACACCGAUGCCAUGUACAGGCAUCAUAUGGCCAAUCAAGAAGUGGAAAACGCUGGGACAAUAAAGCCGAUAUACGGCAUGAUGGACAACCCAAUCUACCAAGAACCUGAUCGAAAAUAUGGCACACCCCAGGUGAAGCGAUCGGAAUCAAUGACUGGGUUUGAAAAUCCAAUGUACCUUCGAUUUAGGACAGGAAAGAAAGAAGAAGAUGUGGACGAUUUCAAAGAGGAAAAGGAUGGUGCUACGUCUCCCACUAGUUUUCCCAUGUUUUCACUUUACAGACAGGUAGGACUAUUUUUCUCGUUUGCUUUGAAUGUGAUGACAAUAAAGGUUAUACAGUGACGCAUUUUUACAAACAGGUCUCUCUCAACGGACCCCUCUUACUGGCGCUUCCUAAAAGGCACUUUCCUCUUUGACUCUCAUAUAAUUAUAAUGGAAACUAUAUUUGUGUUUUGGAAUGUACAACUGUAAAUCUCGUUACGUAUAGGCAAUUUACAAAUGCUGCUUGAGAUUGGAUUAUUCAAACAAAAACAAAUUAAAAUAAAGCAAAACAAAAAAAAGAGAAAGGAAAAGAAAAGAAAAGAAAUCAAAAUUGCAUUAAGUCUGGGCUAUCCCAAUUCCUAUUUCUACAACAAAAGAUGUAAUAUAUUGCUCUAAUGGCUAGAUUUAUCAUUUUCUUGAUUAUAUAAAGUUGCUGCUUUUUGUCAAUGCCAAUGUCAUUCAUCAUGUCUAAGAACGUGGAGCAUUCAUCGGAGAAAACGGCGAGGGAGCUCAUGGAGAGAUUUACAAAUUUCACACAUCUGUAAUUUCCACUCAUUUCGUUGAUCAAGUUCAGAUAAUAAUAAUAAUGAUAUAUAGAUUUAGCCAGGGCUAAAAGCGAGGCUCCCAUUAAUAAAUUUGUCAUUUAAAUCAAACAAUAAACUUGUAUUCCACAACUCAGUUAACUUUAGAGCACAUUCAUGUGACUUUUGAGGGAAAGGCUAAGUGAUUUUAGAGAAAAAUAAUUUGCAAACAGCCCAAGAUAGCCUCACAUGUAUACCCCAAAAACAGCAAUCGAUCACAUUUAAGAGCCAUAAUGGCUCUUGAUCACCGUAGAUUAAUUAGGCCUGGAAAAAAAAUCAGGCCGAAUUUUUUGCGUUAGACAAGUUUACUUUACAAAAUCUUGCCAACAAAUCUGGGUGCGUGUAAACCAACCUUUUUACAUCACAUAUGAGGUGAAACAGUACUAUGAGGCACUGUUAUUAUCAUACAGACCUCGGACAGAAUGCAGUAUUUCACAAUUUUGUAAUACAAAGUGCGCUCAUUCAAUAUUCAGGACGAUCGAUGGAAGCACGCGUGUGCUUUUAGCUAAACCGUUAAAAAAAUUUCCAAAAUCAUAUAUGGCCAGCCGGUUCUCACUUUUGCAGAGCGAGCGGUGGUCUUAUUUGAAUGAACAUUAACAUAGUUACGCUUCAACAUAAUAAAGAAUUUAUUACGGUUAUUUUUCUGGUCAGCGGACAGCCUCCAAGUAAAUCACGUCACCUUGAUGAGUUGACACAUGAGCCUGCGAUAUGGUCAUGUGAUACUGGUCAGUGGCUAUCCUGUUUUGACAGCUGUCAAUUGACCAUAUUGUGAAUAUCCAAUGUAAAAGAUGUGGAUUUACCAAGACAGGCCAAAGACAACCCUCCCUUCCUUUUGAUAGUCUCCCCUACCCUACCCGUGCAAUCUGUAGACGAGUACGUACGUACGCUGGGUCAAUCACGUGACAACCAAACGAAAAGACCUUGACCAUAUUCUAUGAGUAUUGAGCUCUAAUUUAUUAUUUGUAAGGCGCAAAAUAGCGUUUAAAUAUAUGAUCUAAUGCGUACAGUCAAACCCCGCUCAAUACAGACACGUCUCUAUUACAGACAGUUUGCUUUGUCCCACUUAAUACGGAAUCCCCGUUAAUACUGACUCUUUCUUUCUAGUCUUAUUUUAAACUUUAUAGCGGAAGAUCAUCUGUGAGCAGGGAAUAAGUCAGCACAGAAUUUGUUGAUCGGCGAAUUUCUGUAAUCGUCCAUCGUUCUGCUAGUGAUAAGCUAGCCGUUGAAUCAUUCACUCGUCUUGCUUGUUUGGGGCCGAGUCUUAUUCCGUUCAAAGAAAGAGAAAGAGUGUCUGGCAAGGUUUCCAAUCAAAGAUUUGUGAACUCGUGUCUGGCAAAACUCACUUGGUGUUGAAUAUACACUGUUAUACGUACCUUAUAACUUCAUCUGCGCUUAACGAGUGUCUUUUGGUCCAUAACUUUCAUAACAACUGCUCCACAGAAUGUCACUGAUAACACGUAACGCAGAAUAGUAUCGAAGUUAUUGUAAGCGGUCCCUUCGGGAUUUUUUGUGUUUUACGUCAUCCUAACCAUUUCGUACUUGCGGGCGCAAACAAUACCUACCGAUUCCACGCGGCCCCUGUUCAAGCAAAUCGAGAUUUUUUCUAUAUUGACUGUAUGACUGUAUACUUCAGCUGUAAGUGAUUUCCUUAAUAUACGCGCGAGUUACUAUAGUGCCUCCUCGGGAUUUCUCCUUCUGGGCGAAAUCCCUGCGGGGGCAAUAAUGAACAGGGCAUUAGUUAAAUAUCACGUGCUUUAACAAUGAUUUCCGUGCUUGCCACCAGCAAAAGACGGAAGCUAGCACAAGUGGGGACGCUGUACCGGUCAAGCAGGAAAAGCAAGCUGCCAAAAACAAAGGAGCAUCGACGUAUGAGACGCCAAAGAAGAAAAAGAAACCUGCCCAUGAAGAACUACAAGUUGUUGAACCAUGCGGCUUCUUCAAUCCUCUUUACCAGACCAAGGCAAAAGUGGAACAAUUUACGGACAUCACCAAAAACAAAGGAGCAUCGACGUAUGAGACGCCAAAGAACAAAAAGAAACCUGCCCAUGAAGAACUACAAGUUGUUGAACCAUGCGGCUUCUUCAAUCCUCUUUACCAGACCAAGGCAAAAGUGGAACAAUUUACGGACAUCACCAAAAACAAAGGAGCACCGACGUAUGAGACGCCAAAGAAAAAAGAGAAACCUGUCAAUGAAGAACUACAAGUUGUUGAAGCAUGCGGUUUCUUCAAUCCUCUUUACCAGACCCGAGCACAAGAGAAAGAAUUUACCGACAUCACCAGUAUUUUCACUCCACGCAGACCUCAACCAGAGAAAAAGCUUGACGAGGAGCCUGGAGUAUCUGACUGUUAA